Molecule: messenger RNA, 59904 nt
Organism: Podarcis lilfordi (Lilford's wall lizard)
Lineage: Eukaryota; Metazoa; Chordata; Lepidosauria; Squamata; Lacertidae
Source: the annotation of a GenBank genome assembly
AUCGUGCCGGAAGUACGGGACGCGUGGCACUCUAACCCGUUUCUAUCUCUGCGACUGAGUCGGCGUCUCUUAGCAACGGGAUGGACGCCGGCGCGGCCGACGCCUGAGGGAGGCGAGCGCUGAAGCUCGUCUAAGGGUGCCUGGCAUGUCGAAGUUAAGCAAAAAGAAGGAGCCGGUGAAGAGCAACAACGUUCUCCAGACGCCCUUCCCCGCUAAAGAGUAAGUCUCCGCUUCUCAGGCGGCACCCGUUCCUCGCCGCCUCUUUCAGUGCAUUUCUGUUUCUAAGGUUAAGGACUCGCUCCUGGAAGAUGUGAAGCGAUAACAGCCGGAAAGAGUGUUUCUGGGCGCGUGCAGAGUGCACUAUCCUUGCCAAAACAGUGUCUGGGGUCUAGGGAAAGGUUGAGCGUAUCAUGAUCAAUAUUUUUCUUUCCAGCUGCAGUUUAGCCAUAUCUAGCCAUCAGCUACUCAAGUAAGUCUUGUCUGUGCUAAAUGUCUUUGAUUCUUGUUUCUAGGCCACAUGCCGUAUCUGCCACAUGUACUUUGCAGCUGUUGGUGGCUUUGUUUUGAUGCUUGAGGAACUGCAGCACCUGGGAUUGGCUGGGACUCAAAACCUUAAACGAUUCUGCAUACAUUGCGCAUUUAUUAUCUCUCCCUUCCUUCAAGAAACUUGGGAAGGAGCUCAUCGUGUGACAUACACACUCCCCUUUCCCAGUCCUUAACAACAGGUACAGGGAAUUGGCCUCGGUGAGUGUGAAGGCUGAGCAGAGACUGAAGCUGGGCCUUUCCACUGCAACCAUCCUUCCACUUUCUACUUUUCCUUAAAAAAAAUGGGUACCCUAUCUUAGAAGUGUCAGAUAUUUUCCUUGUCUGGAAUAUGCAGACUUGCUACAGAAGUGUUGCUCUGCUCCCAGAAAAUGUAGUCUGGGUGGAAUCCAACACAGGCAGGUUAGAGGCAGCGAGAGCAGUAGGGGCCAAGUAGAGUCAGCCACACUUGAAAGCAGUAGCUGUGUUUCCUUGUUUGCACAGAUGUAUGUUAAGGGCAGCAUAUAAAGUAGGAAGGAGAGGCUCUUAACUUCAAUGAAAUUGAUUGGCAAUAGGCUCAGGACAGAUGAAAGAAAGGACUAUUUCACUCAAAACAUUAUUAACUUGCAGAAUGUAUUACCACAGAAUGCAGUGAUGAUUGCUAGCAUUGGUAGCUUUUUUAUUACUAAAAUUCAUGGAGGAUAUGUUUAUCAGUGGCUAUUAGCUUUAAUAGCUAAGGGCAUCCUCCCUUAAAUGAUUCCUCCUUUGAGGAAAGUAUAUCUUUGAAUAUUGAACACUGAGGAAUUAGAAACAACAGGGAAGAGCUAUUGCUUAUACCCUCUGCUUGUGGAUUCCAGGAAGUAUUUGGUUGAUGAACCUUUUGUUUAAUGCAGCAGGGCUUUAUAUGAUUUCAGAACACUUGGGGAUAUGUUUUGGGAAGAUAAGGUUAACGGCAUCUCUCUGUGUCUGCUGCAUGUUUGCAAUCAGGCUUUCCUCUUCACAUGUUAUGUGCACCCUGUUGGUACACAGUAAGCAUACCUGCCGUGGUUAAGAGUGAAUUUAUACAAAAUAUGGAAGAACUGUCAUCAGUUAGUGGUGUUGAAUGAGUGCUAUUGAGAUUCUGGGUAUAGUACCAAAUUGCUGGGUGUUGUACUGUCUAUUUGGUUUAGUAAGCCUUGGAUUUACUUUGUCUUCAGUGAUGUCUGUUUGCCUCUCUCACCACCGCUCCCCCUAAUCAACUAAAAGAGGAGAUGCCACAUCAGUCUCCAGGAACUUCUGAAUGAGCAUAUCAAGCCGUUUCAGCUGUUUCCUGUUAACUGGGAAUUAAAUAAGUUACUGUAUCAGAAAGCUCUCAUACUUUUCUUGAGCCUCGAAUACUAACGUCUUCUGAUGCAGAAAGAAAGGAGUAUAAGACUGCUUGUGUGGCCAGAAGACAUGUCAUGCCUACCUGAGAACUAACCAUAUUUACUAUUUUUUGGAAGGGCUGGAACAGAAUUUCAACAGGAGUUGGCUAAACCAGUAGCUGAUUGGUAAUAAUAGUUGUGCAGGGUCAUUCUAUAGAGCCAUCAAUUCUAUCACUGUGGAUUUGAUGGUGGCUAGCCACAUGCCCCAACACAAGAUAAUGACAGCUAUUCUCAGCAGCUGAGAAGUGUCAAAUACACUUACAGCCAUCAUGGUUAGUGGCCACCUGAUAAGCAAGUCUUUGGGGUAUUUAUCCACUUUUAUCCAAUUCAUUUAUUUACUAAUACAGUGGACGCUCAGGUUGUGAACAUGAUCCGUGCGGGAGGCACGUUCGCAAACCGCAGCGCCACAUCUGCGCACGCGCGGGUUGCGAUUCGGUGUUUCUGCGCAUGCGCGAGCGCUGAAACCCAGAAGUAACCCAUUCUGGUACUUCCGGGUGUUGGCUCGUCUGUAUCCUGAAAACAUGCAACCUGAAGCGUCUGUAACCCAAGGUAUGACUUUAUAGCAUAAAGAGGCCUCACCUAUUCCUCUUCAAAAAGGUACAAGGGGAAAACCUGGGGAUGAACAGGAAAUAAAAUGUAGUACCAAAUGUGAUAUAAUUGUCUGCUUUCCAAUUUUAUUUUAAAAAGUAGGGCACACCCCACAGCUGGGCUCUAUAUAUGUCCUGGGUCCCUUUCAAGUUCAGCAGGCAGAAGUUUCCAAGCUCAGUUUCUUUGUUAUAGAUGGAUUGUUUUGCUGUCUUGUCUAAUAUGAAAGUGGGGAAGAAACCCUUAAACAAAUAACCUAAUGACAACAACAACCAAUCCUGACAUUGUUCUGCAGAUUGACCUUAGUCAAGUCACUGCUUAUAUAUCGCAAAGGAUAUAUAUAUGAAGUCUUUUACGAAGCUGUACUCGAAAUAGUGUCAGGUCAGAGCAGCAUAUCUCUCUUCUACUUUGACAAACCACCAACUAAGCCUUCUGGCCCCAGCUGUCAGGAAAUAUUUAAGUUUAGUUACUGCUGAACUGUAGAUAGUAUUUACCGUAUUCUUCGCUCUAUAAGACGCACCAGACCACAAGGCGCACCUAGUUUUUCGAGGAGGAAAACAAGAAAAAAAAUAUUCUGAAUCUCAGAAGCCAGAACAGCAAGAGGGAUCGGUGUGCAGUGAAAGCAGCAAUCCCUCUUGCUGUUCUGGCUUCUGGGAUAGCUGCGCAGCCUGCAUUCACUCCAUAAGACGCACACACAUCCCCCCUUACUUUUUAGGGGGGGGGGAAGUGAGUCUUAUAGAGCAAAAAAUACGGUAAAUCAAGAGGUUGAUGGCAGCUUGUUGUCGUCUAUUAAGUGAUAUUUUUAACUAUAAAACUUUCAAAGAGGUCAGUUUCUUUCUCCUAGCUUGUUGGCAUACAUCUGUAUGCAUAAUAUUGAAUAUUUAAGUCUGUAUGUUAAAAAUAAAGCACCUGGAAAAUAUUAGGAAGCCUUCCUGCUUUUUAAAAUUGGACUAAUGAACAUGCUUUUCCAUAAGUCUGAAAAGCCCCAAAUGCUGUAACCUUUCCUCUUAGAGAUGUGGUUCCAGCCCUAUGAACAUUUGGUUGCCCUUUUCCACACAUUUUCCAGCUCUACAGUAUGUCUUUUUGAAGUAAAUAAAGACAUAAACUGUUAUCUAAGGAGCUGUCACUAUUCAAUAUAAUAAGAGGAAAUGAAUUACCACCACCCUACAGACUAUUACACAAUGGGAAAAUAUUGGAAAAUCUGCUUGUCUGCUAUCUUGCACUUCACCUGCUUUGUUAAUUUCUCUUGAUGUUUGCCUUAGAGGUACAAUAAUGAAGACACGUUGAAGAAAGUAAUUACUAUGGUCUUUAUAGACAUUUUAUGGAAAUAUUUUUUUAUAGUAGGUACUUAGAAACUAGUCUGAAUUCAACUAGUAAAAUUCAAUUGUUGGUACAUUUGGGUUAUUUUUUAGUUUUAGUUUUUAUUAGUCACUUGCUACCAAGGUCUCCAAGGGACUUACAUUUAGGAACAUAAACAUAAAUACAUUAUACUGUUAAAAAAUCAUAUAAAACAUUAGCAUUCUCAUACAUUCUCCAUACCUUCUCAUGCAGACACCUACAAUUAAUGCACCCACCCACCCCCUGGGUAACAUCUGCAGGAAACUUUUAGAAGCACACUAGCAGCAGAACAAAAUCAGCUCAGCUUUAGAAAAAGUCUUCACCUAGCACCAAAAAUAUGUCAUGCAGACUUCACUGGGAAAAUUAUUCCACAGAUGGGAAACCACAACUGAAAUGGAUAUUAAGGUUCCAUUGACAGCUCCUCAAAGGGUGAGGUGGUAGAAAUGCAACAGCAGUGCAAGAGCAAAGUUUACUUCUCUGUGCAGGUGCAGACAUUUAGUCGCAGCCCCAGUGAACAUUUAUAUUAUGUAAAGGAUUCAUUUGAGCUUGGGGAAGGGGUGAGGUGCACUGUUUGUCAAUAAGGCACCCUGGAUUAUCAGACUGGCACAACGCUGAACAAACAAUCUCACUUUGAAUGUCAAACAGCUCAGAGGUAUAUGGCUCUUCAAUUAGAUGCUACUACUAGUAGAGUUUUCACUAUUUCCCUGCCAACUGGCUAGUAGGCUUGGACAAUAAUGUCCCCCUCAUUAUUUGGGGUCAUUUGUCUCCACAAAAGUUGCAGGCAUUUUUUUAAGACUGGAGGGGGAGCAGUGUGUGUUUCAGGCGGGUUUCCUGAUCACGCAGUAGAGCAUUGUGAUUUCUCUUAUUGAAACAAAACAAAAAAACAACUUGCUGCAACUUCAAGUAGUGGCAGAGCUACAAUAAGCAGCAACCCAACAGCGUUCUUCCUUGUGAAUGACCAAUGGGAAUUGCAUUUCAUCAUAGCAUCUUUCCCAGGGUCAUUCUAGGGAAAAUAAAGAUUUUUAAAGAAAUGCUGUUCCCAUUACUACAAGCCUCUUGUUUUGGUUGUAGAAAUGAUAAUUGUUUAUAUUUUUUCUGAGGGACUGUGAGCUGCGUCAGUCAUAAGGCGCACAUAAUAAGCUGCUCAAAUGAUGUAUUUCUUAUCUCUUCAUUUUAUUUGUAGUGAUAGUACUUGCAUGGGGUUCAAAAUGAAGAUAUUGUGCUUGCCAACAGUAUGAAACUGAAAUUAGAAUAAGAAAAUUUGGAAGUUGAUUACCAUGUAACUAACAGCAAGUUCUCUUCUCAUGCUCACGUUUUAUUUCAGCCUUUGGGGUAUUACUGGAUCAGUCUCUAGUGUAAACCCUCAAGGUCCUUUGGGUGAGUCUAGGAAACCAAGAUUUCCUAUCUGGCCAGAAUGGAAUGAAGCAGAUAUCAAUGUAGAGAAGUGGGAUGCAGGAAAAGGUGCAAAGGAAAAAGAUAAAGCUGGAAGAAGUCCUAUUUUAGUAAGUUUUCUGUAGUAAUCAGAAAAGUUCUUUCAGAUUCAUCAGUAUUUGAGAAUAUGUAUUAACCCUGUAUCUUCUUAAGCACACCUUUUAAAGAUUCAUCAUUGAAUGAGUGCUCGCCAUUCUAGUAAUGCAAUGAGGCUUUUCAUUAAACUAAUAUUAAAGUUAAAAGUGCUUAGCUGUUUCUGAAUCAUACCUUAGCUCAAGCAUUGCCAACUAGUGAUCACAUUUUGCAUUUUAAGAGAGUGAUGUGGGCACCAGUCAUAACACAGCUGCUGGUGGAAGCCAGCAAAAGGACUACCGCAGUGGGUAUCUCAGCACCCUCUCCUCCCUCUGUGUGCCCUCACGCCUCCCCUGAAACCACCAGGAGAACUCCCAGAACAGCAUGUAGAGGAAGGAGAGCACUGCACUGAUAGAAGGACCUUGUUAGCACCUUCUGAUCAGGAUUGUACAAAGUUACCUCUCUGCUGGUAUCUUUCACUAAGAAGAAUGCUGCCUGUUGGGGAGGCUACACUAUGGUGAUGGUCCCAACUUUGCCUAGGUGGGCAGACAGCUACUGCUGGAGGUUUUCCCACCAGCAGUAGAAAGUCUGUAAAUGAGGCAUUUCUGAGUGGGAUCACUAGUAGCUUUGGAUAUGCUGAUAGGGUCCAGCCAAAGUUAAGCACUUUUUGGUUGAACUGCUCAGAUGUGUGUACAUCUGUGUUAUAACCUAUAUUAAAAUCAGUAAGAUUUAAAAGUUGAGCUCCCCAAUUUUUGGCUGACCUUCAUGGGCAACCAAAAUAUUGUGAUCUCUGGGAUCAUACACCCUCCCCUAAGGGCCAAAGUCUUGUAACUGACUUGGUGCUGUGCUUUGAAAACCCAGUGUGAGGCUCUCAAUGAUUACUAUCUGCUGUUCUCUCCCACUCCAAGCUAUGAGCUGGAAAGCAUUGAGAGGGAUUUUACACAUAGUAAUAAUGAGCUCCCACCCCUCAACAGCUCCAUGCAGAAGGGGUAAAGAGCCUUGUGCAACUCUGUGCUCACCAAGUGCUCCAAGUGACUGGCAAGCACAAAGCCAAGCCAACAUUCACCUUCCUCUAUCUCCGAGCUGUAGGGUGAAGGCAGAGACUUGUUUUCCAGUGCUUCCUCUUCUCUUCUCCCUCCACCUGCAAUAGUUCCAGGACUGAGAAGAAGCCUGAGACCCAUCACACUUCCCAGGGCUAUCUGUUUACUUAUCACGAUGUGAGCAGCAAACAAAAUAGUUUACAAAAUAGUAUCAGACUUUGACUGGUACAUUCCCCAGAUUAAUGAUGAUCAUGAUGCUGGUGGUGGUGAUAUAUUUCUGAAUGGCCUUUUACAUGCGUCUCAAGGCAAUUUACAAACAUUUUGUGGACUGCACAAAGAAUAGAAGAUAGGUUUUAAAACAAUGCAACAUAAAACCCUAAGGCAGCUGGAAAAGCUUGUCAAAACAAAAAACGACUUCAGUUAUUUCUGGAAAGUAUAGAUAGUUGGUGUCCUGAAUUACUGUGGAGCUAUUUAUGCUCUUCUAAUGCUACUUUUUUAAUGCUUGUCUCUACAACACACAUUGUUGCUUUCCUUAUAUGAUUGUUGUUAUGCUAUCUAUAAAAAUUUAGAAUUAAAAAUAAUUGAUAGUUUCCAUUUCAUACAAGUGUUCUUUUAUUUUUCUCAGUUGUUUAAGCUUUAGUUCUUGAUCACUAUUAGAAUAUUAGAUAUGCUUCUUAAAAAAAACUUGCAAGUGAAAAGUUUGCAACUUUUCUUUGAAUUGUAUGUAAUUGAAUCUCUUCAGGAUAAGCAAUAUAUAUAUAUAUAGUAAAUGAAUGCUUUUUACAGCAUGUCUUUGAGGAUCCAGAAGGAAAAAUUGAAUUGCCCCCUUCUUUAAAAGUGAGUUUCUGGAGAAGGCCACAAGAAUUCUUAGUCACUAAGGUGAGAAGAUGUUUCUUAUCUGAUGUUUAUUUUAUACAGCAGAGUUGCUAACCCUGCACCCAUUAGUACCCCCACCAGAUUAAGACUUAAGAAAGAAAGAAAGAAAGAAAGAAAGAAAGAAAGAAAGAAGUGUCUCCCUUCCUACAAAGACAGUUAUGAAGCAAAAUAUGCAGAUAAGCAAAAUGUGCAGAUAUAAUCAAUUUCUUUGAAAAGAGCCAGCCUGGCUCUCUUGCCUGUCAGUAUUUUUAGCCAAUGAGUGAAGUCAGAGCUGUGAUUGAUAAGUGAGUUGUUUGGACACCAGACAACAUGAAUCCAUUGAGUCCUGCAGAGUUUCUGUUUCCUCAUGCCCUUUAGUGCACUUUUCCAGCUUGUGUGUUUUUGUUUUUGUUUUUUAGCCGUUCUGUUUAUUUUGUUUUUCUGCCUGCCAGCCACAUGGAGCAGGGGCUACUUGAAAGGCUCUUUAAAAAUGUCUCUGUUGUGGUAGUAGAAAGAAUGUGGGAAUUGCCUGUCAGUCAUUUUGCUGCCUGCAAAGUUGUAGUGGUGAGGGUGCCCAUUUCAGAGUCAUCAUUAUGAUCAUGACCAUUUGUUCCUGCCUGUUCCCAAGUUGUUUGAGUAGGGGAGAGCAUAGUGCAAUGGUAGAAACAUAAUUACAAUCAUAUCCUCAUACACCUCUAAUUUUGAGACACUUGUAGAUGACUUUCCACCUCAAACAUUGUCCAAUCUGGGCCAGUAUUAUUUAACUAUCCACCUGUUACCUAUAUUCAAAGGUUUUGCGGGUGUUUGCUUUCAAAACUUGCCUGACCAGUGUAUAACAGUGGGGGGGGGGCAUGUAUGCCAUGGGAAACAAUGCCACUAUCACACUAUUGUAUGUUACCCACUGAUUAUUUCACUAAUGUCCAAAAUCAGUUCAACAACAGUUCAUCAGUCUUUUACAGAAUUUUAGCACUGAUUACUUUAAAUUGCCUUCCUUAACUUUUGAAUAAUAUUUUGUAGGCAGUUAUACCGGUAAGUUAUUUCAAGAUUUUGAACAUGUAUAAGCCUUCAUAAACAUUUUAAUAAAAGAAUUACAAUUAUCUUUUUAGGUGCCUGUGGUAGUGAAAAAUGAAACGUGGUUUGACCUUUUUUCAGCCAAUGAACAUUUAAUGGGCAGUGAGGUAUGUGUACGAUCUCUUCUUAAUUAAGAAAGCAUAUUAAUUGUGUAGAUGAAUGGAGGAGACUUUUGAUGUUGUCAUAAAACAGGUAAAAUGCCUUUGAUAGGGCAGGGAUGGCUCUACCAUGCUGCAAGGCGAAGUGACCUGUUUCAGGUGAUGCCACAGAAGGAGGGUUAAAUGAAGGGAAGAAUGAGCACACUUACAUUUUCAAAAUGGUGUAAGCUACCUUGAGCUAUUUUAAAAUUCAAAAUGAACUGAGUUUAAAAAUUCAGCUUGGGGGUAGAGUGCCAGCUGCUGAAGAGGUAGCUUAUAUGAAAAAAUAUAUGAUAACACAUGGAUUGAGAACAAUUUCCAUCCAUUUUAACAAGGGGUUUGGUGUUAUAGGGGAGCUACUGAAAGGGAAAAGUGGGGGGAUCCAGGUGAAUUUAAGCAUGUUGGGGUCUCAUUGAUGUCAUUGGCCUUAAGCAUAUGUACAUUUGGAUUGCACCUUACCUAGGAGUAUGUUACCCUGAACCCAGAAAAGCUUGCUUCUGAGUAGGUAAGAAUAGACUUGAACUGUUCAUUAAGGAAGAGCUACAUACUAGAAUACCUUAGGCUGUAGUUAAAAUUAACUAAUCUGUUACCAGGCUGGAUAUCAGGUUCUUGGCCUCAGUCUAGAGACUGGAUGCUGUUCACCCACAACAACAUACGGGAUCUUCCACUUUGUCCCCAUGCACAUAUGAUCCAUUCUGUCAGAGCUGCUGGUGGUGAACAACUGUGUGGUGACAGGAGAGGAAAGGAGUCAUCUAUUCUCCCAGAUGACAGGGUUCUGCUCCUUCUCCCUAACAACAUUCUUUUGCAAAAGUAUGGCCACAUUUGGUUCCAGAUCAUGCUUGCUACUUUAGGGUGUCUUUGUUUCAGAUUAUUUAAUACUGACACACCACCUGCUGUGUGUGAUCCAGGAAGAGAUCCCUCAAUAAAUUCAUAUGGAAAAGUGUUCCCUGCUUUAUUUUGAUUUUUCUUCCGUUGCAUUGAUUGCCUACUUUUAUAAAGGCCUGGUGAUUUAUAAAUAAAGUAUUCUGUGCACCUUUUAAUAUGUCUUUCUGUCUGCCAACCCUUCUCUCUCAUGUCAUAUUGGUGCUUAGAUUCUGCUCUGUUGAGCACAGACUUCUUUUUUAAUGUUCUCUGUGCAGCACUUGCUUUAUUAGCUUCUAUACAAUUAAAUAGUGUUGUUAUCAUUAUAUAUUUCAUUUUAAAGUAGAGUUAGACUAUAUAUGUAUAUGUAUGUAUUGUGAACAAAACUGACUUCUGUUAUUUCCUCCACCACCCAAAAAAACCCCUGGCUUCAGCUGAUAAGAUGGAUAAUAAGUGAAAUCUAUGCAGUUUGGAAAUUGUAUAAUGCACCUGCUUUAAGUCCUGAUCCUAAAGCUAAUGCAAAUGAAGCACCUCAGCUUUUGUGGAAGCCAUGGGAACAUAUAUAUUCAUUAUGCAAAGCUAUCAAGGGACAUAUGCCAUUGUACAAUAGCUAUGGAAAAUAUGUGGUAAAGCUUUAUUGGAUGGUAAGUAUGCAUCAAUCUUUUUGGUAUAUAUUAUGCACAUCAUUUAUUUUACAUAGGUUGCAGUCCUGUUGUGGGGUGGGGUGGUUGAAGGCUGAAAGCCUUUGAGCGGCCUUAUCAAAAGGCUUAAUGAUCUUUCGCUGGAAGGGUGGAAGUGAGGUUCUUGCACUCUUAUGUCCUUCUCCAGUUUAUUAUUUUAUUUUACAGUUUUCCUUUCAUUAGUAGCAACAGCUCCAAAACUGGCAUGGUUUUCUUCUUGGUUUGUAGGGGUGGAUGUGCCAGAGAAUUGGACAGGCUAGGAAUCCUUUGAAUCAGUGCCUUCCCCCAGCACACACCCCUUUCAUUCCUUUCCACACAGAGGCUGUGGACACUUCUGCAAUGACAGGGAGGGGCCAUAUAGGGUUGGAUCUCUCUACGUCUCUCAGAUCUGACAUGGUCUGCAGAAAGGGAAAUCCAGUGCUUCCUAUAGCCUUGGGUUGGGGAAGCUACAACUCUCCAGGUGUUAUUGGACUGCAACUCCCAUCAGCCUCAGCCAGCAUGGCCAAUGAUUUUAAUAAAUGAAUGACAAAUAUUGAACCAAAAUACUGGCCAGUAUAUGAUGCAUGAAUCUAAAGAGAUAGCACAGGCUGAAACAAAUGUCUAUCUCUUCAGCAAGAAAUUAUACAUUUUAAAAUUUAAGCUGUGCCCACAAGCUAUUUUAAAUCCAACAUUAAAGCAUAUAAAUUAUAGUAACAUUUGAAAUAACUAAACCAUUUGAUGUUAAGGAGAAACCACACUCAGGUGAAUGUAGAUUCAGGCCGAUACAAUCCAUGUAUUGAAAAGGAGUGCAAUCCCAUAUGUGAGAUGUCCUAUAUAUAUACAGCAAGGAGGAAAUAAUUCUCCCUUGUUCCAGAUGCUUUGGAAAGUUCCAGAAAAGUGGAUUCUAAUAUAUUGCCAUGGAAGCAUAACAAGCCAUUCCCAAAGUACCAGAACAUUCCAAUAACAUUCUCCCUCAAUGGUUGUUCAGUGGCAUCUGAGUAGCACACUUUGUCCCACCCCAUAUUUCCACUUUAUAUGAGUAAUAAUGAUAGAUGACAAACUGCUUUUAUCAUUAUGCUUUUAUAAGAUGAGAAUGUUCCAACUAAUCCUUUUAGUUCUGAGAGGAUAGUUUUGCAUUGGUGAAAACCACAAGAGCUGACAACUGAGGAAUAGCUCAUCAGUACCCUGCAAACAAUUUCGAAAGUACUAGCUGUGCUGCUUUCCAUUGUGCAGAUGGAAUCUACUGGACUUUCAUAUUUGCUCUCCCUAUUUAUUAAAAUUAUCUAUAAUGAGGGUCACGUUCUUGGAAGGUCACACAGAUUUCCAUGCUGACACCUAAUCACAUUUAAUUUCCUUUCUCUUUUGCAGGGGAGCUGGCGAAAGAUUAUUGUGGAUGACAGCAUACCUUUCAAUGAAGACAAUGAUAUGCUGCUUCCAGUAACAACAUGUGAAAUUGAACUUUGGCCAUUGAUAUUAUCCAAAGCCAUAAUUAAACUAGCAAACAAUGAGUAUGUUUUCUAAGCUUUGUGUCUGUUUUGAGAUCAAAAUAGAGCGAUGGGCAACAAAGCUAGAAUUUAAUACAUAGGGUGGAUGCUUGUUUGUUAAGAAUGAAUGAAUUGAUAGGGGUGCUUUUUGAACCCUAUAAAAUAUAGUAAACAAAGGAAAGAAAUAUAGUAAACAAAGGAAGAUCCUCAGCUGCAGCCAAAGUCAGUGGGUAUGUUAACACAUAAUAUACUAAGCCAUAGUUUAAUGCUACAUGGAUGAGCCUGAAAUGUCUGACUGCAGCAUUAGCUUACAUCCUCCCUGCUUUACUCCUCUUGCACGUCUGGGAGGAGGACUUUGGCAGAGUUUGGUCCUACUUUUAAAGAAUCCCAGCUUAUUGUUUGGUUUAAAACAAAUUGGUUAGUUUUAAGAACUGAGCUUCAUAACCCAUGGUUUGAAAUUGUUUUCUUCUGAAACUUAACCAAAGUUUGUUUUAAACAGGAACUCUGGUUUGAACAUAAUGCUAAACUGGGAUUCUUUGAAAGUUAAACUUGGCUCUUUCCAGCUGUACAGGAAAAGGAGAGAACGCAAUGCAGUAGCUUCGACCUUUUACUCAGACUUGUUCAGGCUCAUCCACAUAGCAGUAAGCCAUGGUUUAAUGUCACAUGUAAAUGCAACUGGAUUAUAUUUACAUUAAUGAACAAACACUUUCAUUUCACAGAGGCCCAGGGUGUCCUUGAUUUUCCCUUCCCUCUGCUGCAAUCUCCUGUACCCCACUGAACACCUUCAACUCUCACAUGAAGCUUUUUGAAGUAGACAUGAAGUUGUAGUAGGAAGAAUGAAGUGGGGAAGCCCUAUUCCAUUUUUGGAACUCAUUUUGCAGUUGUAGAUUCUAAGGCUCUGUUUUGUUAAGGAGGUAUUUAUAUUGCACCCUUCAGCCAAAAAGGCUGCCUAAAUGACUUUUUAAAAAAUCAGCUUUAAGAUGGUCCCUGCCCUUAGGUUUAUGAUCUAAAAAGAGGAAAAAGGAGUGGUCGGGGAGCGAGGUGGAGUGGGAAAGCAAACUGGAGCUCAAUUUGUAACAUUUCAGUUCUUAUAACUGUUAUAAGAUUCUGUUUGUGUAGAAGAGCAGCAUCUACUCACAGGUGUCAGAGGCAGUUAUGGCCACGGCUUUCUUCACCAGAAGCCCUCCUCUCCUCCGGUCCAGGAGCAGAACUGCUGAACAAUGUGCAGGACAGAGCAGCUUCUGCCACCGUUCUUCCCUAAGGCAGCUGCCGUAACUGACUUGAUGACAGUUAGAAUCCUCUCGGGAGGGGGCUUGAUGGAAUUAUUUCCCUCUUCAGCCAAUGUCUGUGGCAGCAUGGGAGCUAUAGACCUGUUUCUCCCAAGGCCCAGGGCCACCCAAACAAGGAAAUGCUAGGGAAGUUGGGGGGGGGGGAAGAUUCAGGGUUUUAGGAGGGCAUAUGUUAUAGAGCUCACUGCAUUGUAGAUCAUGAAUUGUGUUGGCAGUUGGAAAGCUAACACAACAACUAACAAAGUACAUUUGCAUUGCCACCCUACAUAUUGGUCUGUUUGACCAAUAAUUCUAUAACUUUGUGUCUAGCAGUUUCAGUUGCAUAGCUUUGGAACAAAUAUAAUGAAAAAAUUAAAGAAACGUAGAUGUUAUAGCAGCAGAAUUCCACCUCCAUUGUGAGAGGGCAGUAUUCCUCUGAAUUCCAGUGUGCUUCCCACAUGCUUCUGAAUGGCCACUGAGAACAAGAUGAUGGAUGAGCCUGAACCAGCAGGCUCUCUUUCUGUUCAUACGUUAAAAUUUUACUGAGAAGAUCUAGAAUGGCAAUUUUAAAUAGAUUUAUAGGUGGACAUUUAAUAUAAAAGCAUGUCUUUAUUGUCAUGAAAGUUUAUGGCUCAAAAUAAAUUUUCAUUUUUCAGUUAACUUAAGACUAGCUGGCUAACAUAAGUUUUCCUUUGGAAUUUGUCAACUGAAUUUGUUCAAUAAGUUACAGCAAAUUGUGUUGCCAAUAAAAAGUCAUUGGCCAUGGUUUUUGUUCUAAUUUCUUCAAACCAGGCUUCCUCAACCUCGGCCCUCUAGAUGCUUUUGGCCUACAACUCCCAUGAUCCCUAGCUAGCAGGACCAGUGGUCAGGGAUGAUGGGCAUUGUAGUCUCAAAACAUCUGGAGGGCCAAGGUUGAGGAAGCCUGCUUCAAACCUUUGAAAGCUUGAAUUGCUUAAUGCUAUCUGAUGCUAUAUUUUGUUUCUGGGAAGAUAAGAUAGGAGGCCUGUACCCCUCUGACUGCAGCUGUACUGUGAAUUGAUUUGUGAAUAUUCUUGUCUGCUUGCAGUGGAAAUUAUAUAUGAAAUAUGAAGAAUUUGGAAGGAUAUGAGUGACUGUUGAGACAGAAUUAAUAUCUGAAUAGAAUAUUGAUCUGCUUAUAUACAUAUUUGUAUUUGUUUUAGCAUAAAUGAUGUAGGAAAAAGGGAGCUGGGGGAAUUCACAGUUCUACAUGCACUUACUGGAUGGAUACCAGAAAUUAUUCCUCUCCAGUAAGUUCCACUUUUAUAUGCAGUUCCUUCAGCAUUGCGUCCUGUAUACUUGGUUGAUCUGGUGUUUGGGGUGGGAUGGGGUGAACAGAUACACAGUAUUACUCAAAACUUAAAAGCAGUCAAAAUCGACUGAAUUCUGUGAAUUUUUUUAAAAAAAACCUUAAAAGAUCAUAAGUUGAUUGUUGCUGGGGUCUUUUUCUUGUCUUCCUUUCUGCCUGCUCGAUACUCACUCGCUAUUCAAUCACUUUAUGACUCCUUUAGUGAAAUAUUACCUUUUAAAAUGGUUGUAUACAUGUUUUAUUUGUUGGGUUUGUCUGGUAGUUAAUGGUGUCUAUAGGAUUCUAGCCUAAAUUAAUUUCAAAUUCACACUUACCUGGGAGUUAGACCUGUUAAACUCAGUAGGGCUUUCAUCUGAGCAAACGUACAUUGGAUCGUGCUGUCCAAGGAUGUAGGGGGGAAACUAUGUUUCAUCGUUUCAAAUGAUCAUUUUAAAUAUCUGAUUUUGAAACUGCUUGGUUUAGUGUUUUUUGUUUAUGUUAUUUCUGAAUGAGUUUUACAGAGUAAUCCUAACCUUCUGUGCUGCUAGAGAGAGUUAAGAUAAGAUGAUGUCCCUCCACCAGUGGAGGACUCCAUUGCUGCUAAAAGUGCAUUGGGUUGAAAGGCUGUUUGAAGCAGUUAGUAUAGGGCUCCAAAACAUAGGCUUAUAGAAUCAUUAAGAGGGUGGGGCAGGUACAAUGCAGAACCAGCCAUAGAUCCACUAGAUGUAAAGCUGCUCUAUCCCCUGAGGGGAGUGCCAGCAUAGAAUCCCUCAACAGUAUCAGCCUAGAGCCAGCAUUGCAAAAAACAUAUUGACUGGCUCAAGUGGCAAGACUUGGGCAUGUGACCGUUGUUCCACCACUUUACUCCCCUGGUUGGGGUUGCUUUUGCUUUGUCCCUAACCUUUUGGCAAACUGUUGUGCUUGUCUUCGUUGUUAUUUUCUCAGUACUCGAGAAAAAAAAUAGGUUGCAUUUCUUUUCAAGGAGUGGAUACAUUCUAGAUGACACUAGGUUCCAAGAGUGACUAGAACGGUUCCAGUGAUAACCAGACUAUUUAAAUGGUAGUAAAAUUCAGCAUGGUUGCUUGACUUGACUUCUAUAGAUUAAAAAAAAACACUUGAGUAGCAUAAUGCAUAUGCAGUAAAUAAAGAGCAGACAGAACUACAUUUCAAAGUAAUGUUUAUGUAUAUUUUAAAGAUCUGGAUAUUUGGAUAAAGUUUGGGAAUUCUUAAGAGAGACAUUGCCAGAAUUUAAGUUACCAGAAGAAUCCGUUCCUGAACUUAAGAUAUCACUUCAAGACACUAAAAAAGAUCUAAAAUCAUCUGACAUUAAAAAUGAUGCCGUACCUACUGUUAAGCCACCAGAGAAGGUAGAGAAACCUGAAAAAACUGCCAAAGGUAUGAAAUUAUAAAGACUGUGAAUGAUAUGCAACAAAGGACACCUUCUGGACAGAGAAACCACAUCUUUAUUUCUUUGCACUUUUCUGUAUAGACGUCAAAUAAUCACAUUAAAAUCCAAGGAGUUGCCAGACUUGAAGGUGUUACAUGUAUGUCAGAGAGAGAACUGAGGUUUGAUGUAAGGUUGCAAUUCAGUGUACAAUAAAGUACUUUUAAAUCCUAUUGAAAUCAGUGCAACAGUGUGCUGGACUGAAAAUUUAGGACUGCCCUCAGAUAACUCAGCACCACUGAACUUAGUGAGAUUAUUUAUCUUGAACUUAACAUUUAUCUAAAACAGAGGCACAAAUUUUGGUUCAUGGUUUUCUGCACUACCCAUCCCUUGAGACAAGGACCACUGGGUGUUGUGUGACCAUGUAUGGUAGUAUUCACACGUGCAUUGUCUUUCUUUGGUAGAGAAGCAAGAUCAAAAAGAUGUUGGAAAGAAGAGAAGCAAAGAUGGUGAAAGGGAUAAAUUUAGGCCAGGGCCUCAUUCUGGACGCGUGUCUUCUGACUUUCAAAAUUCUCUCCAGCUGUUUCUUGAUGGUAAAUUAUAAUUGUUCCUAGAUGUAUGUAACAACUGAUCUCGACACCGAAUACUUUAUUGACUUCUGCUCAUAAUUAAGGAUUGUAGGCUUUUCCUCAGCUGAAUGAGACUGCAAAAGAUCACACCAGUUUGCAUGAAGCACAAAUUAAUCUCAAAGGCAGGCAGAAAGUACUUCAGAGUUGGUUUCAGCCUCAGAGAAAGUGUAUAUUGCCCCACAUUCCCUUCUUCUUUUAGGUGGUCUGAAGAAGUUAACCUCUUCAGGUGAACUGCAAUCCUGAACACUUUGCUAAAAUUUUGGGUUUGUUGUGGGAAAAGCAGGUGGUGGCUGGGAAGGUACAUGGAACAAUUCACUUGGAGGUUGCUAGUUCCUUCCAUGGUUUGGCUAGCUCUUUUUCUGCUCUAAGCACAAGAGGUCACGUAGGGGCAGAUCAGUCCCCAGGAAAAAAAAGUGAAUAAAAUGUAUGCCGUUUAAGUGUAAAGCCCUAACUGAUCAUGAAACCACUGUUCUGAAGUAGCUCCAUUCAUCUGUGCCUGAAAGGUUACUUAACUUGAACAAAAUUGGUGAAAUCAAGUUUCAUUUCUUGCUUUCAUAGCAACAUAGCACCCAACAAGGUCUAUAAUAGUUAUGAUAAUAUUGAGCUAUUAUCUGUGGCAGCAUUUCAGGGGGUUUUUGUUACUGUUUUGGAGUUUUUUUAUCUUGUAUUUUUAUCUUGUGAACUGCCCUGAAAUCUUUUGAUGGGCGGUAUAUAAAUCUAAUUAAUAAUAAUAUGUAAUGGGUUCUUUUAAUAGGUUCUGCAACACCACUGCAACCACAGAUGGUGGUAUAUGCUUGCUAUAUGCCUCUUUAUGUGUCUGAAAGAAAGAUAUUUGUAUUAGGGAAAAUGGUAAGGCUUUGUUUAUUUUGCCUUCAAAAUAUGAACUAAUAAUCGAAUAAAAGCAGCAAAUAUAUCAGCAAAGAACACAAAACAUAUUUGUGAAAAGGGCUGUUUGUAGGCCAAUUUUCUGCCUCUGUCCAGCUCAGGUUUGGGGUUGGUUGGUUUUAUACCUUAAGUGCUUUGACUUGUUAAAAAGAAACAUAUGUUUCAUAAACAUUCCUUUUUUGAAACUUGGUACAGCAAUGUGCAGUUAAUUGGAAUCCUGGCAUGUAUAGUAUUCUUACCAUUAACAGGGAUAUCUUCCCAAUGUUACUGGAGACUUUCCAUAUAGGUCUAGCUAAGAAUAAGUUGCCCAUCAUAACGAAGGAUAAUCUAGAAGUAGACAGGGCUGUAAUUAUGCUAGUGACUGGCCAAGUUUGCCAACACUCUUUGAGAGAAAUUACAGCUCAAUUACAGUGCAAUAUUUUAUUUCCACUCCAAACCUGAGUCUUAUUGUUUUUGCAGGACUGUGCAGUUGUUCCUAUAUUCCUCUAUAUUCCCCUUCUACCUCCUUGAUACUCUUGUCUUGCCAACGGUAGGAUUGGAGCGCUCAGAUGGAGUUUAGGGCUGUUGAUGGCCCCACAUACAGAGGCAGUGCGGUGCUCUCUGUCCUAGAACAAUUAUGAUAGUCAGAAAUUACAUAAUUGUGCCAAAAUUAGUUUCCUCUUGAUAUUUUUAUGUGUAACACAGCCUCCAUUGUGCAUUUUAUUCCUAUUUCUUUUGCAGGCUGAUUCAUCUGAGCAGUUGCGGCAAUAUGGUCUUUCCCACAUAUACAGUCACCCUGCACUACUAACCAGAACAAGGUCUGGCCCCCUGGUAGCCCCUCCAAAACCACCACCUAUUCCUCGUUGGAAACUUAUCCGCCAGAAAAAAGAAACAAUUGUGACUGAUGAACCCCAAGGUUUGUUUUUCCAGGCUUUGCAGUAUAUUUUAAACUAACAAUAAGCCAAAAUGUAAUACUUGUCUCUUGAUUUCACCCACACUGCCAUUUAGAGGAUCAAAAGGAUUGAUGUAUGAAAAUUCAGAUGCUUUUUAUUUUAUCGGUUACCUAAUAAGUAUUAUUCUGUGCUUGAAAUGAAUACUGAAAGUAGUACUAUUGUGUGGUUUUUGUUGUGUUUCCCUUGUCUUGACCACGUUCGAGACAUAGGGAUAUAUUGUGUCUUCUGAAAGCAAUCUGACCCACAGCAAUACACAUACAUACACAAAAUAUAGUAUAGGAUACUUCUCUGGUUUGGCACAGAAACUUGCAGUGUGGAAAGUGUUAUCAUAUUGAUGGGAGGAAUGUUGACUUUUUCUUUGUUUGGGCCAGACUAAUGAGAAAAGAGAGUGACAGAGAAGAAUAUUACCAUCAUAUUAUCCCUCCCUCGAGCUCCUAAUAGUCAACAUCUGUCUUUGAAGCUUUAUAGCUGUGGCAGAACCAGCUGGAGGACUCUAGGCAUUUGAGCCUCUUUUCCUGCCCACAGGGCAAGACUGCUGCUGGUGGGCUGACCCCAAUCUGGGUCAUUGUUUUGGUACUGUCAUGAAGGUGAGGCUGAUGUUCUUUACAACAUUAAGAAUAUUUUUUUCUUGUUAAAUCUGUGCUGUUAACAUUUUAACAUAAACCUGCUAACCAUGUUUGUCUGUGUGCACAUUUCACCUUCCUGAAUGAAAGGCAGUCUUAUUGUAUAGAACCUGCAGAUAAUAUACUAUUCCCUGGAUUCAGAUUGUUAUUUUUCAAUGAGAGUCUUUUUGUGUGGAGGGUUUCUUAAACUAUGAAGAACUCCUGUUUUUGUUCUUUACCUUCCAGAACCUGUCAUUAAAAAGCCAGAACAAUUCAUUGAACUUGCUAGCCCGUUUCUGAGCUAUAGACUUUCUCCAAUACCAAUACCAAGAGACACGUAAGUAUAUGAACCAGUGGGCUUCAGUGAAUUAUAUUUGGAAACCUACAAUCAAGCGUUAUAUAAAAUUUAAUAAAUAAUGAUAUUUUGUGCAUAAAGGUGAAUUCAACAACAAUUUAACACUACAAAGUGUUAAAGGGGUGUGUUUAUCAAUAGAGGAAGAAAGGGAGGAAAGGAGGGAAAAUGUGCCACAAGUGAUUUGUAUUCAUAGAAGUUCAUGGUAAUGCUGUAAUUUAAAAAAACCUGAACUUCAAAAAUCCCAUUAGACAUAUAUAACUUCCUAUAUGUCCAAAAGACAAUAUGUUGGAAUCAGACUUGCAUUCAUGUUAGAGGAAGGAGAGGCACUUUUCUCAGAUUCUUUUCCACACCCCCCACCCCGAAGAACUGAACCAGAGGAGAUUCCCUAGAGCAGCACGAGAGGCAGCAUGCAUGUGCGAGGGGGGUGGGCUACAUAAGCAAUUGGAGAUGAUGAUGAGGAUUUCAUUUCUAAUGUGUAUUUCCCCGAAGGUCCCAGGGCAGGUUGCAAAAAAUUUAAAUACAACAUUAAAAACAGAUUUAAAAACAAAAAAGACAAUCACAAAAAAUAACUACCAGAAAUGAUGGCUUACAAUUUAUGCUUCAAAAGUACUUGUGCAAUGGAUGGUAAUCAACACGAUGCCCUUGUUUUCUCCCAGGCAGUGAUUUCAGCCAGGAGACAAGGUUCUUGCCCAAGUGGUAGCAUAUGCUAGACCAGGCUUCCUCAAACUCGGCCCUCCGGAUGUUUGAGACUACAAUUCCCAUCAUCCCUGACCUCUGGUCCUGUUAGCUAGGGAUGAUGGGAGUUGUCCCAAAACAUCUGGAUGAGGCAAACCGGCAAGGUUGUUAGAUAAGUAGCACCCUGGAUAGCUCCUAGUAGCACCUAGGUUGGCAGUGAGACAAGGAAAGCUUGAAUGUAGCUCCAAUAAACAGUGAACCCAGACUAAGCCUAAAACAGGCCUCCCACUUCCUUGGAACAGCUAGCCCAGCCUCUGGUGAGCAGAGCUUCUGCUCUUAAAAAAAGUCUACCUUCUUUUAUAGAACAGGUACCAGGAUUAGAAGCUUCAUUAGUAAAUCUCACCUCCUCAAAGUGCAAGGAAGUGUUAUUGGUUUCUGAACUUAAAUUAAUUUUCCUUGGAUAUUCCCUAUUUUCCAGUAGGACUUCUUUUUAUGGUAACUGCUAAUGGAGUAGAGUUACUCCGCUGGACAUUUUAAUAUAUACAUUUUAUUUAGAGAUGAAUGUUAAUUUAUCUGUGUUUUAUUUAGCCAUUUCCCACCUUCUACAUUCAAAAAAGGAUCUCUUCCAGCAUCCAGUCUUCCUGCUGUCACUGAAAAUGAUGAAAGCGUAAUUGACUCUUCUGGAGAUUCAAAUUUAACAAGUACAGAAGAAAUUUCUCAGGUGAAGAUUUUAUUCUGCAUGUCUUGUUCCCCAUUCAUGCAAAAAAAUGUGUACACUACUUCCUGUAUGAUCAGUUUUUUGAAAAAAGAAAAAUGUUGCUGAGCUCUUUUUCUUUGCAUUUGAAUAAAUCUGAAGACUGUGAUUCAUCUGAAGUUUGUAGUAAAAAAAUUAUGUGCACAAAUCAUUCUAGAUCAGUCCUGCACAACUUGCCAAGCAAGCACAACUAAGCCUACCAGCCAUGCAUGUAUAACCUGUUGGGGUUUGAAAUUGGCCCUGUUGUUUUUUUUGCAGUCCCAGAUGGGCAGCAAAAACAGGAUUCUUAUCAAGCACAAAAUGCUGCUGGGCUGCAUUUAAUGUGACUAGUGGCAAGUUGUACAAACCUCUGCCCCAUUCACCAGUGUCUCCCAAGUCCCAUGAGAGGCUUUAAGGGGCUGUGUGGAUAAGUUGGGAAAUUCAGCUUCCACCAUCCCUCUUCUGGGAGCUGUACAGUCAAACCUUGGAAGCCGAACGCCUUGGCACUCGUACAUUUUGGCUCCCAAACACCACAAACCCGGAAGUGAGUGUUCCGGCUUGUGAACAUUCUUUGGAAGCCAAACAUCCAGUGCGGCUUCUGAUUGGCUGCAAGAAGCUCCUACAGCCAAUCGGAAGCCACACCUUGGUUGCCGAACGUUUUGAAAGUUAAAUGGGCUUCCAGAAUAGAUUCCGGUUGGCUUCCAAGCUAUGACUAUACUCUGGAUUCCAGAUUCUAUCAUUUUAUAAUCUUUAUUGAGCAUACUGUAACAUGGAGGAGACAAUUUGUAAAAAUGCAGAAAUAUUCCAUUAAAUUGGACUCCCAGUACUAUAUUGAUCUGAGAGCAGAACAGUUGUCCUAGAAUGGAAUUGGUGGGCAUGAUCCUAAAUCUGCCACCAUGCAUAGAGGCAAUUUGGUAGUAGAGGGCUGAGCAUACUUCUGAUUUAAGAGUUGUCCCUAGGGACGAGAACAGAGUUGUUUUAAGCAUUCUGUUAUUGCCUCACAUCCGCAGUGAAGCCAACAUUAGCACGCAUGUGUUAACGUGUGCACAGAGUCUCAUGGAAAUGAGUGUGUAGUGAGGUUUGCCAGACUGUGGAAGUUUGCUACAGAUAACUAGCUUUCUAUGACACUUCUAAUUUAUGACACAUUUAAUUUAUUUUGCUUUUUGCUAUUUUGCCAGUAUUGUUCUAAACAAACUUUUCCCCUCUCUGCAGGAAUCUACUUUAGCUGCACUACAUACUGUGGAAGGAUCCACCAGAGGUAAAUAAUAUGAUUGUGAAUAAUGAAUUCUCUAUUGAAUAGGAAAAUAUUUAUUAAUUCAUUCAGUUAUUUAGUUACAAAUGAAGUAAAAAUUCUAUAAAUAGCUAGUUCCAAGGUGUCUUACAAUGCAAAAUUAUAGGGGGAGAACAGCAAUGAAAACUUGCCAGAGAAAUAAGCAGUUGGUAAAAGGGAAUUUCUGAUAUUGCAUCACAUUAAACUAGUAUUUCCCUCCAAUAAUUUUGGACUAUAGCUGACAUAAUCUCUGACCAUUGACUUUGCUUACAGGGUGCAGGCUGUAGCCAUGGACAUGUAAUGUGAUCUGAUGGUGAAUUUGGGGUGACCCAAUGCAAAGAUCCUGAGGAUCCAUGUGGAUCUGUGCUUUGUAACCACAUUUUUGCACCAUUGCAGCCCCAGGCAACAGUGGGUGCAUGAUUUUUUUGGUGCAGGCUGUAGCCAUGGACAUGCUAUGUGAUCUGAUGGUGAAUUUGGGGUGACCCAAUGCAAAGAUCCUGAUGAUCCAUGUGGAUCCGUGCUUUGUAACCACAUUUUAAGUGGGGAGGGAAGGAAAAACACAGAAGGGACAAGGAGCACUAGAGGGGUGUGCAGAGAAGCAGCUGGCUAAGAAUGCAGGAGAGGGGUUUAAUGGGAGGGAGGAAAGGAAGGCAAAAGUUUUUCCCCCCACACACCCCCAAGCCAGCUCUCUCUCUCUCUCUCUCUCUCUCUCUCUCUCUCUCUCUCCCACUUGCAUGUUUUCCGGCUGCCUGCGAGUCCCUAAAAUGCUUCCCUGGACGCAGCAGCACUGGAGCACAGAGAGGAAUUAGAAGGAAGGAAGCGAUUCUUUCUUUUCCCCUCUGCUUGCCUGGAGGGGAGGGGAUUUGCCUGCUCUUUGUUCCGUUUGAGCAAACAGGAACCGAAACAGAACAGGGUGGGCAGUAAGACCCUGAGGCAGAAUGCAGGAAAGCAACAGCUUCCUCUCUCAUGGAGCUCCUUCCUCCCUGACGCGCGCGAUUGGAUUUUUGCCGGAUUUUUGCCCCUGCGCUCCAGCCAGUUGGCUCCAGGGACCACACAUUCGCUCAAUAACACGCACAGACAUUUCCCCUUACUUUUUAGGAGAAAAAAAUCUGUGUGUUAUAGAGAGAAAAGUACGGUAAUCUCUUUUAAUGCUUCAUGACCUUUGUCAAAACAUGCACAUAGUACAUGAGUGCUUCUCUCUCUCAAAGAGCAUGUGUGUUAAUAUUUCACAUUGUGUUGUUAUAUAACUACAGAAACAUCACAUAGCAGUAACCUACUGUAAUUAGGGAUGGAUGGUUGUUUAUUUCUGUUCUGUGUCACUUUUACUUAUGUUCACUUAUAAUUACAUUUAUUGCAUCUCCACGUUAAUCUGUAUUUGCGGUGUGUGCAUAUUAAAUAGGCCUUUUCUGUCAAAAUCUGCAUUUCUUAACUUGCUUUCUCUCAAAAUACACAUUUAAAAAUGUAUUUCAAUACUUUGAGCCAAAACCUGCACCAAACACUAGUGAAUUGCAAAAGUUGGUUAACUAAAUUCAGGUUGUCAUCUUGAUCCGGGAAAUGUUGUUCAGUUCCCUUCUUAUGAGAGUGAGUUAGCACAGACUGGCUUCUUGGAGCACAAUGCUUCCAGAACUUCAGUUGGGCUUGUCUCUUAAAAACAAAUUAUUUUAAAAUAUGGUAUAUAAGAUAGUUUCAAGGAUGUGCAUUGACAACCCUGUAUUCUGCAACUUCCUUACUAGAGAUUAGGUAAAACAGAGAAGCAUUUGUUGUCAGCAUGCUUCAGGGCUAACCUAGAGAGCCCUCUAGAGGUGAAGCAUAACCGUUAUGUUUUCAUUUAUCCAGUAUUUUUGUGAAUUGGGUUUAAAGGGUUCAUAGCUUCACAACCUUCAUUUCAAUUCACAGUCUUCAAAUAAUUUAUUUAUUCUUUUUGAAGAUGUAUGAAAUCUUCAAUAUGCAAGCAAUAUGUUGGUUUGGGGGUCCUGUUUUAAGUGGUUAUAGACAAAUCCUCCCUGAUUCAGUCAUUAUUUAGUAGCUGUCUUGGUGUAUAUUCAAAAAAAUGCUUCUCUGCUUUUGAGAAUUCUCUUCUGACGUAUUGAUAGUUCAUCUGUGCUUAUGUUGCUGGACAAACAUGCCCUUCCCAGCCUGGUACCUUUCAGAUGUUUUGUACAGUGUUGCUGGCUGGGACUGAUUGGAGUUGUAUUCCAAAAUAUCAGAAGGGCACCAGGUUAAAAAAGGCUGCUUUACUGUGCUGCUUUCUGGCAGUUAGAAAUUCAAUCUCUCUCCUUUCUUUACCUUUUUAAGAGAAGAAAGAAUAGUUCAUUCCAUUUAUCUUCAAAGCAUUUGCCUUUGUGGUGCAUGCAGCUUCACAGCAAUCAGUGAGGAUUUAGGCUGUUACGUGCAUACAUAUACAGUAUUGCUAAGUUGCUUUAUGAUAAAUUACUAGGAUAAUUUUGCCCUGUUUAAGUUUCUCAACUUUACCAGUAGAAUAUAGUCUUUCAUUUCUGAGUGUAAACUUAAGGAAAUUUUUUUCCCCUUAUCUGUGCAGGGGAAUCGACUGAAAAAAUAAGUAGUGAAGCAGCUCCAAUGCCAGAAUCAACAGAACCUGCUAAUAACCAGUUAGGAAAUAAAUCUCAGGAAGAGAUUGAAUCAGAAAAGAGCCCCAUCUCCAGGGAAAUAUGGAUGGACUAUGAAGAUUUCUGUGUUAGUUUUCAGUAAGGCAUGCUUUUAUUAUUGUUACAGAAGCUAUAUCUUCUUUUGUGGACUUUUGCAAAUUAUCCUUCACAUUUGUGUAGGUGACUCAUGGCUGCUACACAAAAGGCAUCCUCAGUCCCUGUGGUACAUACUAGAAAUUCAGCAUAUUUUCUUAUAAAUCUGCCAUCUGAUUAUUCCUAACAAAUUAUGCUGUAUUUUCUUUAAGACAGUGGAUGGUGGCCAGUGGUGGCCACCACUAGGAGAAUGGACUUCUACUGGUGUGACAGAACUUUCCCUUCCUUUCCUUCCCAUUGCAGUCCCCUGCUUACAUUCAAAAGCUGUUCUUGAUGGUUCAAGGAGCCCCUGGAGUAGAUUUGGGGAGGACAUGAUGGCAGAGAAAAAAGGGAAGUCCCAUUGUGCAAGCAAAAGUCCACUCAUGCAACAAUGGAUGUUGCCCAGUAAGAGAUUUCUGUGAUGUCUGAUAACCUUCUUUAAUAAAUGUAACAUCAAUUUUCCAGAAUAAUUGUCUUCAAAAGCAGUUGCCAAACUCCUAGCAUUCCCCCUCCAUUGUUACUUAGAGAACAAGCUGCACAUACCCAAUGGCUAGACCCAUAAGAUCACAGGUGUCAUCUCAGCCCAUAGGUCUGUAGGCCCGUCUGCUUGGUUACAAAAGCACUUUUGCAAGCUCCAUUUUACUUCCCCCCCUCUUGGUCCCUUGCAGUUCUUGCCAUUCUGCCUCUUGCUGCCCCAUCCCUGAAACCAGGUUCUUUGAACUUACUCUAUAUGCUUUCACAUUGGUUUUUGGUUCUACAUCUCCUGGACAUAAGAAUGACUCACUGGACACAUUCUUCCCUCAUACAUAAAUGACUUGAAAUGCCAAAUAUUAUUUUAUUUAUGAAAAACAGUUACGGUGAAAUGAAAAAAAUGUACAAGUAAAAAAGUCCUUUCACAUAACAUUUUAGCAUUUAGGGAAAUCUUAAGCACGUGGUUAUAUUUUUUACAUCAGAUUUGAUGCUCAUAAACAUCCUAAAUUCAACCUGAACAUGAUACAGGUGUAAUGGAAGAGUUCUGUCAUGGCUGCAACCACAACUACCAGUGCAAUCCUAUGCACAUCAAUUUAAAAAUAAGUCUCAUUCAAUUCCAUGGGGCUUACUCUCAGCAAUGGAGUACAGGAUUGUAGCCUAAAUGAACAAUGGAAACUUAGACUUAAUUACAACUUGCAGUUCAGAAUGGUGACAGAUUAUUCACAUUUUCAAUUUCAGAAGCUGUCAUGUAAUUUGGAAGUUAACUUCUGUUGCUAGAUGAUAAUAACAUACUGAGUAACUAUUCAAAGAAUCCUGAUGGUUUGUUUCAGUUGUCUUAUAUUUCAGUAAAAUGUGAUGCACAGCAUGAGAGGUUUCUGUAUAAUUAAUGCUAAAAUAAUAAUGUUUUCUUUCCUUAGGAAUUUGUAUGUUUUCCACAAGCCAAAUACCUAUAGCUACACCUAUCAGAAGUCAGAUUUUAGAGUAAGUGCACUGACUACAUGAUUUAUUCAUCUCUUUGUAAACUAUAACGGCAUUGUGAAUCCCAGUUUUGUAUCCAUUCUGUAAACAUUUGCAUUCACCAGUAAAAUGUUACUAUCUACAAAAACCUACCACAGAAAUAAUUGAUACAAAUCCUAAAAUAUAAAUGACAGACAUUAAAAACAAUGUUAUCAUGAUACUUUGGGAUCAGAGAUACUGCAGAAUUUCAGUUUGGAUCUGACAGGGAAACUAGUUCCCUUAGCCUCAUUUUGUAUAAACACAAGUUUAGAUAAUUGUAUUUUUUAAUUUUUCCUCUGCCAUCAAUUCACUCAGAAUACUUUGAAACCUCUUUGUAGUUUGUAUAGUAUAGUAGGCUAACAUAUGAGCUGGACAAUGACACGAGAUAUAUGAUGAACUUUUAACUAAGAUCAUUGGCUAAUUAAAAGGGAUACUGUGCACAAAGGAAUACUAAUAGUUACAUCAGGGUCUUAAAGGUACUUGAUAAGUGACUUUUACCUCAGGCCAAAUCCCUAAACCUCCACCCCAGUCAAAUGAGCCACAACCCAGUCCAGUUACUUGAGUCAAUCUGCCUCUGACCCACCAAAUUCCUCUAGUUGCUUAGACAGUUUAGCCCGCUUAAAAAACCUGCUUGUGCAACCUUCCUCUGUUAAGACUUUUAAUAGGGCAGCCUCUCAGACCUACUCAGUCACCAGCUCCUUUCUCCUGGUUUUCACCAGAUGGAGUAUUAAAAACACACUGGGUAUUAAUAUUCAGGAUUCAACUUUCCCCUCCGAUUUCCCUGUCUUUCCCCAACUCCUUAACUGACCAUUUUCCAACUCCUUUCCUGACUAUUGGACACCUCCACUCUAGAAUUUCUGUACAAUCAGAGUCUGCUAUCACCCAGCCGAAUCAGAAUGAAUUUACAUGCUCUAGGUCCUGCCUAAUACCUUUUCGAAGUGAUCACCUCUCUUCCCUCUCAGAGCAUGUCACCAAGCAACUACAGUGGUACCUCGCAAGACGAAUGCCUCGCAAGACAAAAAACUCGCUAGACAAAAGGGUUUUUUGUUUUUUGAGCUGCUUCGCAAGACCAUUUUCCCUAUGGGCUUGCUUCGCAUGACAGAAACGUCUUGCAAGUUUGUUUCCUUUUUCUUAACACCGUUAAUACAGUUGCGACUUAACUUCGAGGAGCAACUCAUAGAACGCGGUGUGGUAGCCUUUUUUGAGGUUUUUAAAGACUUUGGUGAUUUUUGAAGCUUUUCCAAAACUUUCCCGACACCGUGCUUCGCAAGACGAAAAAAAUCGCAAGACGACAAAACUCGCGGAACGAAUUAAUUUCGUCUUGUGAGGCACCACUGUACUAUUAUAGAGGCUUUCAACGUAAUAACAGUAUAAAGCCUCAAACUCUGUCACCAAAUUUAUAUUGGGUUGAAUCCAGAUAAAAGCCUAUAGAAACGCAGCUGGCUUACCCCCAGCCAUCUCAUGGAAGAUGCCACUGUCCGGUUUUCUGUGAUCUCCCCCCCGCCCAUGCCACAGCCUACCCCAUUUGACUAGGUCCCCUGAUUCUCAUUAUAAACUUUCUGGGAGCUGGAAGCUGCCAGAGAAAUGGGGGUAGGAAUAUCAACUUAUCCCAGUCCACUGCUGUGGAAUUUUCUGUGGAUCCAAAACAUUUUGGAAUACAGUGGAGUAAAGUUAUUAGGCAUUCAGCCAAUUCAAGUACCCCUUGUACCCUAAGGCCUAGAAGAAAUUGAGGAGAAUUUCAUUUGUUCUACAUUUUUAAAGCAAGUCGCACAUUCUGGACCAAUACACGGGAAAUAAUUCAGUGUUGUACUAAGGUGGUUGUUCUACCAGGACAAGCAUUUCAGCCUGCCAGAUGGAAUGAUUCCCUUUCUCCUCUCACUCUUACUGUUCUGGGAUUCUCCUGACCCCCUCAGGGCCAAUUUGGGGGGGCAAAUGGAGAGGAGACUUGUGUUGUGCUUAAGUAUUUUGUGCUAAUUACCGUAUUUUUCGCCCCAUAGGACGCACUUUUUCCCCUCCAAAAAUGAAGGGGAAAUCUGGGUGCGUCCUAUGGGGCGAAUGCAGGCUUUCGCUGAAGCUUGGAGAGCGAGAGGGGUCGGUGCGCACCGACCCCUCUCGCUCUCUAGGCUUCAGGAAGACAUCCGCAGCCUAGACAUCCCUGCGGACCUCCCGCAGGGCUGUCUAGGCUGCGGAUAGCAGCCUGCUUCCCGGAGCGCCGGGCGCGCUGAAAGCAGAGCGCCCGGCGCUUCGGGAACACAUCCGCAGCCUAGGCAGCCCUGCAGGAGUUCCCACAGGGCUCCCCAGGCUGCGGAUAGCAGCCUGCCGCCGGGUGCGCGGGGCGCCCUGAAGCAGAGUGCCCCUCGCGCCGGGCAGACAUCGGCCAGCCCCACAAGCUCGGGGGACAGCGGGGAGGUGCAGUGCCGCCAUCCCGCUGUUCCCCGACCUGGUUUUGGGGGAGAAAUAAAGGAAAACAUUUUUUCCUUUAUUUCCCCACCAAAAAACUAGGUGCGUCCUAUGGGACGAAAAAUACGGUAAGUAAAAUCUAGUUGCAGAAUUCCUAAACCCAUUGCUUCAUCAUGUUAACUAGCUUUUGUGUCUUCUCUUUUAAAAUAUUUAGACCAGUAGUUUACGAAGGGUGCUCAUUAAAGAUUUCCCCUGAUGUACUUCCCAUGGACUGAGGCAAACGAAACUGGGCACAGUUAUUAGUCCUUCUCUACAUAGCUACCAGCAAGAGUCACACACUUCUCCCAUCACUUUAUGCAGCUACAAAUUACCACGUUACCUAUGGAGAGAUGUAUACAUGUACAAUUUCAUCCUCCUACGAUAACAGAAGUGGGUCAGGGAAAAUCUUUAAUUCUUAGGAUAAACUUAACUUUUUCAGUAGAUUAAAAUAGAAGCUAAAUGUUAUGGGGAAGCAAAAUCCAAGGUUUUUCUUGGUGACCUUUCAUUGUUGACUUUAUAUCAUACAUUGAUUUGAAAAACAGUGUUUAAAAUAUAACUCAGAUGCUGCCAAAUACUAGUCGUUCCAAUACUAGAUAAAUAAUAAGCAUGGAUACUCUUUUUUUUCCUUACAGAUGGUGGAUGAUCGUAUUGUAUAUUACUUAUCUGUAGAUAGUUUGAAGCCUACUGAUAUCCUGGUUAGCUUUUCAGCAUUAGUACACUGGGGGGAAUCAGGAGGUAAGAUCAGUAUCAAAUAGAUAGGUAAUGCAAGUAUUGAUUCUUGUGAUUUUUUUCACAAAGAGGUACUCAAAGAUAGAACUCUGUUAGAGCUGCAGUAUUUGUGAUCUUCUUCUAUGUUGACACACAACUUUCUCAUUUUACCAUGAAUGUUUGGUGAAAGUCUUGGAUGCAAUUAAUUGUUCUUAAGCCCAGAGUCUGUGGUAGAACUGCACAUGUUAUUAACUAACAAAUCAAAGUUCAAUCAACUUCCAUCCUCUUCAUAAUAAUUUGAGGCUGCUUUUAUGGUUUGCCAUAAUUUGCAAUUGAAAACAGCCUCAAUGUAUAUGUCAGAAUAAAAAUGCCUUACAUGCAGCUCUGUUGUUACUGGAGUUCUAGGGUCUGCAGCCCUGCUUGCUCUGUUCACCACCAUCCCUACCAUUCCCCCUACAUUAAUCUCCUAGAGCUUCCCAGCCCACACAACUACUAAGCUUUCUAUUUUAGGCUUUAAGGAAGGCACAUAGUACCCAUAGUCCCUUCAGCAUUAGUUCAGUGCACACGAGGCUCAAGGAAACCUAUGAAGGACCAGUCUACUCUGUCUCCUAUCAUUGCCUUGGGUUUGGUUUGUUGUCCACCACAAGAGGCAUCUCAUUACCUGAGAUCUGGAGAGGGUAACAUAGCAUGUUCCUCACUCCUUGUAUAUUCAAGAUUCUGCCUGUUCAAGAAGGUGUAGAAGAGAAACACGUUAGACUGCAGUUCUUUGUUCAUGUACCUGAAGUAAGCCUCUUAGUGGUAGGCAUAUGUAGGCGUCAGGGAACUGCCAUCAGCUCAGAGGCGAGAGAUGGAAGGGCAGUUGUGUUAUAGGGAGCAUCCGGAAAUCUUGCGAAACAGUUCCUCUUCCAGCGAGGAGGAAAGCCACACUUCCAGUGGAGAAGAGGUGCAGGGACCAGGGGAUGCUAGGGAGAGCCUCAACACCGAGCCUGAGCAAACCGGAGAGGCAGGAAGUAUGCCCUUGCCAGCUCCCAAUCUGCGCAGUAGGCUUCGGCGCAGGGAGGGGCGGAAAAGGCUGGGGGUGACGCGACUUUUAUGCUGGGGGAGGUACAAAAACCAACCACUCCCAGAUUCUGCUAGCGAUUGAGCCAGACAUGAACUUACGAUGCUCUUCACUGUAAAUAGUGUGCACCAAGAAUAAAGCCUGGAAAAGACAGGUCAGAGUCUUGCCUGUUUACUCUCGAGCAACCACACCAGCAUCUGACAGUAGGAUUUGAGUGUUUCAUUGUUUCUUAGUAGAACUGCUUACAAAUUUUAAUUAUUUGCUGUCUCUGGCAACUUGACUUAACAUGCUAUAGGCAGAAAGGAAAAGGCUGAUGAGCUUCCUCCUUUCCUUUUGUUUUAUUGUCUACUCUCUUGAAAGACUGCCUGCUGAUAUUUAUAAGAUAUAAAUCAUGUUCUAUGAGCUUUACAAGCAACAAACUACAGGUUACAUCUAAGAACAACUUUCAGAAGACAUCUGACGGCAGCCCUGUAUUGGGAAGUUUUUACUGUUUGACAUUUUUUUAUGUUUUAUGUGUUGGAAGCUGCCCAGAGUGGAUAGGGCAACUCAGCCAGAUGAGCAGGGUAUAAAUAAAAUCCUCAGCAUAUGUAAAGAUAUUGGAAAUGGUUACAUUUUGGUGAUAAAAAAAAACAAGUUAUCCGUACACUUUUAUUUUAUAGCAAGUGCACAAAAAGAAGGCCAUGUUUUGCCCAAGGGAUUACUCAUGGUUGAAAAAUUCUCAUGGAAAAAUUUGGCGCCAGGACAAUUAAUCCUGAAGAUCCAUACAUAUGCCACUAAAGCUGCUGUGAUAAGUCUUCCUGCUGGGUAUGUGCCAGUCUGCUACACCCUUUUGAUCCAGGAGUUAGAGGCAUAGCAAUAGUGCUUUAAAAUAGUGCUUUAAAUAAUUCUUUACACACCUUCUCAGAUUUUCUAAUCCUCACAGCAAUCCUGUAAAAUAGGUCAGUGCCAUUGUUUCCAUGGAGUUACUGAGGCUGAGAAAUAAGCAUUUAUUUUUACGCUACCUCAAUAUUUAAAUAAAUAAACACACCUUUAUGCUUUUAUCAAAGCUAUUGUCACUUUGUAUGUUGUAUACCCCCUUGCUGUAUCUUUUAUGAAAAAUACAGUUUUAAAUAUUUAAAUAAAUUAAUUCAUGGUAGGGCUAAGCCUCAGCAGAGGAACUCUCUGUUUUCUAGUGGGCAACAGGACACUUCCAACUGGGAUCUUGUUCCUCCCUGUGCUUGCAGACAGGAAAUGUUGACAUUUUCAAAGAAGUUGCUGUGUGCCUCUCCCUUGGAAAGCCACAAUCUGAUUUCUUGGUUUCACACAGCUUGUGCUGCCUUUCUGGCCUCUUCUUUCUAAUCCAUUUGUUAUUUUUGUCAGUUUUGUAUGUGUGUGUUUUUCUAAGGUGGAGUGUCUUCGUGGUAGUUUCCCUCCCUGGCUGUCAUUGUUGUUGUCUCACUAGUCCCUCAUCUCUUCUCAUGUGCCUUGCUCUGAUCUCAGCUUUAUACCAGGAACUCUCUGAUUCUCACCUCAGUUUCAGCCACAAGGGAGAGCUCAACUCCCACCUGAGGCAUCUGUUCUUGCACAAGGAAGAAGAUGGCUAUGGUUACUUACUUUGCAAAAUAAGCUACAUAUUUAUUUGCUAGUGGGUGGAUGAAAUGCCAACAAGUCUUAGCACUUUUUCACAUAUAACUUUUUUUCAAAGUGUACAAACACAUGUGGUCCACCAAAUAGUCUUAGAGCCUUCUCUUUAUACAUUAAAUGUUUUGAGAACCAAGCAAUAAAUAAUGAAAGAGACAAGAGGGUUUUACUUACACUGACUGUUUAGAAUUUCAGUUAUGUUUUCGUUUCUUUGUUCAUUAGUGUGCUUAUUUUAAAUGUAGGCGCCAUGUGUUACUCUUCACUGCGAGCUCUCCUGUAGGGCACCAUAUCCAUCUUUGUAGCAUGGUCCCAUGUGUGUUUGGUGAAGAGGAUAUUGUCCUGCCAAAUCUUGAAAAGGUAUUUGUUACCAUAACAACUGGAGCUAUAUUCCCAUUGGGAGAAACAAAUAUUCAUUGUCAAGUUUUAAUUCCUAUUGAAGUUAAAGUUUUGUUCGAGAAGUAGAUAGUCUGUUUCUGAAUGGAAAAAAUCACAGAUCCAUAAUAAUCCUGCAAUUUAAUUUUAAAAUGGGCAGAAUCUGGAAGACACUUGCAUCAUCACAAAAUAAUGCUAAAACAUACAACUGCUUAUGCAAUUUUGAAAUUUGGUUGCAGGCCCCACUGAUGGCCAAAGGUAAGUGCCCAGCAUUUUUUCUCCAAAUCAUACAGGGAGAAAAUUCUGCAAAAUGUCUACAGACUGAGCUCCACGAGGAUCUCACCUAGCUCUUCAAAAAAGUAGUUGUGGUUCAAUUUCUGCUGGAUUUUCUUUCUAGAGGAUUUUCUUUGUAGGUUUAACAGAGCUAGCAAAUACAUUUAUACAAGUGGAGUUACAGGGUAAAGUCCUUCUGUUCAUGGUUCCAGACAUUCUAUUCUUUCUCCACUCAUCUCCUGCUUAUCUAAGUUUUCCUCUAGCAGACAGACAGCAUUCCAUACCCACUGAGCAUGCUCAGUCUUCAUUCAGUAGUUUCCCCCCUUUUGUUUCUUCACUAUAUUUAGGUUUCUGUGGUUCCUGAUAUGAUCUACUGUAUUGGCCCAAAAAUAAGCCACACUUUUUUUCCAACUUCCGAUCGUGAACAGUUAAAGUGCGGCUUAUAUUCGCAACCUUACUGCACAGGCAAAGCAGCACGCCCCCCCCCCCCAGAGCAGCCUGGGAGCACAGGGCAAUGGCGCCCAUCCCAUCCGUGGCUCCCAAGCCUCUCCCAAGCAGCCAGAUUUUAAAGGUGCGGCUUAUUUGCAAGUGCGGCUUAUAUUCUGGCCAAUACGGUAUAUUGAAUUCAUAGAUUUUUCAAAUGAUUCUUUAUGUGGAACUCUCUUUCCUCUCCCCAGGGACAUUAAAAAAACCCUCAUAGUAAUUACAUAUGAAUGUAAUAGUCACUAGCAUAGGUUUAGUGCUUCAGUAAUUCCUAAUGAAUUGACCAUGUGCAUGUUGUUGAAAUAGUGAUAUAUUUUUAAUAUUUCUGACUAAUGGUAGUUUAUGUAUUUUCUCUUCAGGAAAGCUAUCGGUUCAUAGAACAAGCCACCACUAUCAUGAAAGCCAUUGGAAAUGUGAUACUGAAUUUUGGAAAUGCAGAAAACCUUCCCGCAGCCAUAAAGACACUGGAAGCAACACAUUGUCCUCCUGGCCUGUGUGCUCCAGGAACAACUAGAGAACACUUUAAGGUAAAAAAACAAGAAGAAGAAUCUUAUCCUUCUGUUAACAUGCAGAAUAUAUUGUGCUUUCCAAAUGAUUGUUUUCUAGUGCAGCCCAUUAGCUGAAACUCCUGAUAAUGAAAGUUUAGUUUGUCUCCCAUGAAUUCCUGUAAACAUGCUCUUGUGAAUUUCACAUCAGAUAGUUUGAAAAGUCUAGAUUUUCCUCAGUGUUGACAAGAAAUCUAACCCCGUAUUCUGGAUGGUAUGAACCAAUAAUCCCACUGAUGCCUGUUCUCUGGCUCCUUAGUGACAUAACAGCAUAGAAUCAGCAGCUGUGCUGUUGGACUGAGGUGAUCCUUGGACACUCUGUAAAUGAAAUUAUGGUCUUGUGCCAUUUUUCAAAUUAUGCAGACACAGUGAAGAAUGGAUGAGAUCAACAGCCUUGCCUUCAGAACAGAUCUCCACUCCCUAAUUUUCAGUACAUUAUAUAAAUAAUGAGAAAGUGAAGUAUGAGUUUUAGAAACAAUUACAAUAAGCUCCACUGAGCAGCUGCGCUCCUCUUAUCUUAAAGGACUGCCCUUUAGCUAUGGCUGUGCAAGCCUUAGGAUCAUGCUGCCCAUGUUGCAGUACCUAACAUGUUGUUGAACUGCCCUUUUCUCAGACAAAAUACUUUGACUUUGGAUAUAGCUUUCAGCUAACUUCUUGUUCUUGUUGUUGCUGCUGCUGCUGCUGCUGCUGCUGGGUUGUCAGUUGUUCAAACACCACAAUGCCCCCAAAUCUGAAUUGUCCCCAACCUUUGACUGAUGUUGAAAAGAUACAUUUGUUUGUUCUGGUUGCUCAUGCAAUUAAAUAUUUUGGAAACAAUAAUGUCACUAGGCAGAUAUCUGACCCUCUGAAAAUAUACUGUUUAUAUGCCAUCAUAUCUUAAGAUAGUGAUCACAUUAUGUGGCUGGUUUGAAAUAUCAAAAGGAAAACUCAUUUAGUUGGAGUGAACCAUCUUAUAGAUUCUACAAAUCCACUCUAUCUAGUAGUCAAAUAUACAGGUUGGGGUAUGUGUUUGGUAAUAUUUUCCUCUGAAAAUCAUUAGUAGAAAAUAUUUGAACAUUUAUUUAUAAUAAUUUACUGACCAUUUCUCUUUUACAUUUUAGGCUUUCAAUAAUGCUUUUUGGCAUUUGAUAAAACAGACAUUGGGGAAUGUUCCUCUCAACUAUAAAUUUGCUUACAGAUGUUUCACUUUGGAUUUUAAAGACAGUGAUGUGUCUGUUGAAGACACAGACUCCUCAGGUAUACGGAAAACAUGAAUAAUGUACCAGCAAUAUUUAAUUUUAAAUAAUCUAUUAAGAAGAUACCAUUACAGAAAAAUUCUGCUGAAUGUUGAGAUGUCCUGCCAUUUUUAACACAACAAACCAGACAGCAAAUUCUUACGUGGUAUUCUCUCAUAUAACUGAUGGAGCCUACAGAUUUUUUGAACUUCAUACAUCAGAGCUAACAUGAUGCUGCUAACUUUAAUUCUGUAUCGGCACACCUUUAUGCCAUUGAACUUGUUUGGUUUUUGUGUGAUACUCUUGAAGUUUACCCAUCUUUGAUCCCAACUUUUGGGGCACUUGAACAUUGUUGAUUCUCUAGACAGACCAUUGUUCCAUCUAGCUCAGUAUUGCUGACACUGACUGACAGCAGCUUUCCAAGAUUUCAGGCAGGUGUCUUUUACAUCUGUAUGUGGAGAUGCCAGAGAUCAAACCUGGCAGCUUUUUCAUACAAAGUAUAUGCUGUAGCACUGAGCUACAUCCUUUUCCCAUUUCUACAGCACUUCAAUCAUUCAAAUGCUCUGCAACACCUACAAAAAAAAAUCAGUCUUAUGUAUGUUCUUAAACUUUAAUUGGAUUUCAGUUUUAAUUAGCAUUUGACACUAGGAGAACAGCACAUCACUUACCUAAGCUUGCAAGACAUAAGUCUAGCACUCAAUACAAAAAUCAAUUUGCAUUUUAUGUUCCCAGACUUAAAGUGUAAAUGCAUUGCAUCUAGUGUGGAGGAUGAAACUGUCCGUGCUGUCUGUUUGAGGUCAUCCUGGACCAAAACUAAGUACUUUGUUUAGCUAGUGCUUUAUCUCCAAUAGUUGCCAGGCCAAGCUCCAGGAAGUUGCAAGCCACUACUGUGGUUGGUGCCUAAAGGUAAAGGUAAAGGUACCCCUGCCCGUACGGGCCAGUCUUGCCAGACUCUAGGGUUGUGCGCUCAUCUCACUCUAUAGGCCGGGAGCCAGCGCUGUCCGCAGACACUUCCGGGUCACGUGGCCAGCGUGACAAGCUGCAUCUGGCGAGCCAGCGCAGCACACGGAACGCCGUUUACCUUCCCGCUGGUAAGCGGUCCCUAUUUAUCUACUUGCACCCGGGGUGCUUUCGAACUGCUAGGUUGGCAGGCGCUGGGACCGAACGACGGGAGCGCACCCCGCCGCGGGGAUUCGAACCGCCGACCAUGCGAUCGGCAAGUCCUAGGCGCUGAGGUUUUACCCACAGCGCCACCCGCAUCCCGGUUGGUGCCUAGCAUCUGAAAAUUAGCAGUCAAUUGCCUCUGAAAAUUGAGGUUCCAUUUUUGGCAAUCAGGAUUAACCAGGACCAACAGUAGAUAUUGCACCACCUGAGAUGGCAGCAGAUGCCAUCACCGUUUCUGCUGCUCCCCUCCUCUUCCUCCCCUCCACCAACCAUUCCCUCCCACUCACGCUCUUCCAACAAAAGACUCGUUUCUUAAAGCAAGACAUCUCAGAGAUGCUCUGGGCUGCCAUUUUUCUCCAUUGGCAGCAAAUGACUGUUUAAAUCUUCCUCUAUUUUAAAAGGCAACUUAAGCAGUAAUUUUCAGCUGUAGUACAGACACUAUCUAGGAGAUUUCACUGACAUUACCUUACUCUGGGGAAAUACCCCAGAGCAAGUCAUGGAGUACAUGCCACCACUCCUGGCAGCAAAUAGGGAGCAGGAGGGAGCAGGGGCAGAAUGAGGUGGCAGCAGGCAGCAGAAGGGAAAGGCAGUCAGCCAGUUGUGGGCUCUGUGGGGGCGGGCACAUAAUCUGCCAACCAUCCUGAUUUGCUGCCUGGCAUAUCUGGGUUUUUACUGAUAUAUGCAGCACUAAGCUUGCUGACGUAAGGUCUACUAAACAUUCAUUAGAUGAGAAAAAUGUUUCAGAUCUAUCAAACUGAUCUAAAUUCAUGUAAAUGUCCUGCAGUAUCCAGUUACCUGAAAACAUUUUGCAGGGAAGCAGUACAGAACCAUAUAUUUUCAUCAGAAAUGUUGCAUUAGACUGCUUUCUUUGGGUUCCUGGAUUGUAAUGAACAAGUGGGAACUGCAACCAAAUGUUGCAAUGGUCCCUCUUAUGUGUGACUACCUAAGAAUCCACACUUGUAGAUGUGUAUUAGUAUAUAGGAUUUCAUCAUAAAACAAUAAAACACUCCAUUGUUAGUUUUUGUAGACACGACAUAAGUAUUGUAAUCUCACAGGCAGGUAACUUUUGUAUUAAUUUCUUUUUAGAGCUGACAGAGGUAAAUGUUUCUGCUUGGCAAAGCAAAGAUCCCACACCUGAAGAGGAGAAAGUUGCACUUAAAUUGCAGGCUGCCUGGAAAGGGUCUUACGUGCGGCUACUAAUGAAUGGCAGAAAACCAGGUCAGGAUUCUUCUGAGGGAAGUGACAGUUGCUUCCUGACACAGCCCCUACGGGACGGAGCAGGGCGGCGCCUUCCUCCUUUGCAGGCAGCCGUUUGCUUUGACUUCAACCAGCCACGGAGGAUGAUGGGAUAGCCCACCAAAACUCUAAAUUUAAGUUAGCUAAUGGAGGCCUACAUGCAGGGCGGGUUGGGGCUUCAGAAACAGACUGAAGGAACCAAGGCGUCACUCCGGUCCACCACUGAAGUAUAUAAGUGGGCUGCUCAUGUGGUAGAUAAAGGUUGACUCUUUAGUCUACUCCCAGCGGGGUGAGAUGGUGCAUCACCCCGCCUUUUUUAUCAGGUGUGAUAUAUCUGGGUAUUCCUGUAAAGGGAUCUGGAUGGAAAAUUUUGUACAGAAGCCCAGAUGAGGAGUGGAAAAGACAUAGAACUUCCAAAUGGCUGCCAAACACAAUUUUCCUGACUUUCGGAUUGGGGGGCCAAGGCCCAAUCUUGACACCUAGAAUCUUGAAUUAUUCACAGAAUGCCAUAGGAGUCACCACAGUGCUCGUAUAAUGCAGUUGGUCAUUAUAUCAUAAAAGCUAUUUAUUUGUACAAAACAUGGCAUUGUUGGCUACAGAUGUCCUCAGAUGAUGUCUUGCAGAAGUGUUGGCUAGAUAGUCUUUUCAGCUAGACAUGCUUUCAUUCUGCUUACUCUCAGAGCUUUAUAUUUUACCUUAUUUCUUUAUGCCAGUGUUUAGGAAUGAUAACUAUGUUGAAUAUUUACUAAUAGCCAAAUUUGUUUUUAUUUGUCUUUUUAUUUUUCAGGUACUAAGGAGAAUACUAAAGUCAAAGACACACUUCAAAAGUUGUGGGCUCUAAUAGAGCCAAAUUUUGAACAAUGUUCUUUGACACUUUUGAGGUAAUACAAAGUAUGGUUUCUGCAGGGUCACGUAUAUAAAUCCCAUGUUUUGCCUCACAACACCUCCCCCGCCCCCCUUAUUUUCUCUCAUAAAAACUGACCUGACCCUGAGGAAGUGCUGUAGGGAAAGUACUGAAGCCCAGUUUUGGGCAUCCCUAUAUUUAGUUUUUCAGAUGUAAAAGUGAAAUUUAAAGAACACCCUGCUUAACCAUUGAAUCAAUUUUUAUUCUGCUUUAUAUUCAGGAUAAAAAAAAUCUAUGAUUUUUACAUCAAUUUGUUACUGAAGAAUUAAAUAUAAUGUAUCUGUCAGGGGUCCUUUACCUUUACCUUUAUGUGCAAAUUGGCAAAUGGGGCAACAUCUCUUCUGUUUAUUGAUCCACAUUCACAUCUGUAUUAAGGAUACCAGAUUGUUGUCCCAGAUAAAUGACUGAGCCCUGCAUGAAUAGAUCUACAAAUCAUGGGCUAUAGUCUGACUGAGUAGAGAUGGUUGUCUUCAAAUUGUGUUAGUUGAUAAGGUGGAAGCCAAAUUUCUUAAUUUUUUUUUAUCAUUAGAAAAGGUUUAUAUAUUUAUAAUUUUAUUUAUUACAGCUCUAUUCUACCCAUCAUCCCAAGGAUCACAGACUGGAUUACAAUAGAAAAGCACAAAAAUACAUAACAUAGUAACAAGCAAAAACAAGCCCCCCCCCCCAGUUUAUAAUGGUGUAGAUUUGCCAGGCGCCUCCCUGGGGGGAGCAUUCCACAAGUGUGGAGUUUACCACAGAAAAGGCCCAUUCCUGUGUUGCCACCCUCCAGACCUCUCAUGGAGGGGGCACACAAAGAAGGGCCUCAGAUGAUGAUUGCAAGGACUGGGUUGGUUCAUAUGAGGAAAGGAAACGUACUUUGGUCCUGAGCCAUUUAAGGCUUUAUAUAUUUUGCACCGCUCAGUAAGAACAGUCUUGUGACUUGAAUCCACAAGAGGUUUCUUCUUGCUCACAGAUUGAGACACUGCCUCUCCAAUGUACACAUCUGUUCUGUGUUGACAGCUCAGCUUCAGCCAGCGAUAAGGUCUGAAACAGGGUACUGCAGAGGCAGACAAAAGGUAACCCUGGACCCGCUGGAUCCAAAGUUCCUUUGUUUUCCUGAUAGGCCCCAGAAUUGGAUCCCUAAACUAUGCCAGCCUGGAGGUAGCAUAGUUAUUACAUUGGUACAGAGAAAGUAGUUUUUAAAAGAAUGUAUAGAAUAUAUUUCUUGUGUCCAGUGAUAAAGCUGCAUGAUCAUAUCUUAAUUUCCCUUUGAACUUCUGCUACUCCUCAGGGCCACAUUAGAUGUGAUGUGAAAGAUUCAGAAAUACAACUCCCGACAUCUUAUUCUUCUCCAAAAACAACCACAGAGCGGGGGUAGGGCUAGAUUUGGGUCACACUGCUAAUCUAAAUCCUCCCUCUGGGAACUGCUAUUCGUUUCAGACAGUAGAAUACAUAGAAACAGUAUGAGUUUCACUCUCCACAGCACACUUUCCUUUCACAGCUAAUAGCAGCUGGUGUAUGUGUGAAUUAGAUUGGCCGUGAUCCAUAGUGGGGGCGCCACAGCUGGUUUUAGCAGGAAAAAAGAUGUUGAAAGAUACAUUUGAGCAUCUCCCAUGCUAUUUCUAGUUUGGCCAGCUCUUAAAAUAUAAAAAGGUAAAGGGCCCCUGACAGUUAAGUCCAGUUGCAAACGACUCUGGGGUUGUGCCACUCAUCUUGCUUUACUGGCCGAGGGAGCUGACAUUUGUCCGCAGACAGUUUUUCCAGGUCAUGUGGCCAGCAUGAACUAUAGGUCUGGCUAAUUAAGCAUAAAGCAGAAGGAACAAGGGAGGUCUGGCUUUAAGAGCAAAAAAGGUGUGUAGUGAGGCUUUAAACCUGAGUUUAUUGUGGUUUGUGCUCCAGCUGCUUUCACCUCCCAAUUAGAUUCAAGCUGACAGAGAAGUGAAAUCCCAGUUAAACAGAGGUAAUCCUCAGAUUGGGAUAUAGUUCAGCACCCUUCAUCCCCAUAUUCCUUUUGCCCUUUAAAUCAGACUCCUACUGUUUAUUCUGGUGUGGGGAAGCCAUUGGCCUUGCUUGCUGGGGCUGAUGGGAGUUGUAGUUUAGCAGCAUCUGGAAGGCUUGAUCCCUCAUUUGUGAGAUUGAGUAGACCCACACUUAAAGUGUUUGAUAUGCCUCUGCUACAAGUAAUUUGUUGCUUGUUGGGGAAGGCAUUUAUUUCAUAAUACAGUAGCCACUGCUUAAUCUUUGGGAUGCUAUUAUAUCUUAUGUAUAUAUAGAGUGGAGGCAGCUUGAAGCUCAGUACUGUUGGUUAUGAUCUCAACUGAUUAUUUUAUAUUCUUCUUGUUGUGCUUCACAGAGAUAUGUUCAAAAGUAAAUGUAAGUCACUUGAAAAAUACCGUUGUGCUGAAGAUGAGUGGACUAAGACAUCUUUUGCUGAUUAUACUGUAACAUAUGCGGACCAGCCAGCAAAUUUUUGGUUUGUGGUCUUCAGGUGAGGUUUGUUAUUGAUGAGUCACAUACAGACCACCUAUAUCAUAUUAUAGUUUAACUGCUAAUUCUGUUUGUGUGACUGAAAGCCAAGUGACCACAUGUUGAAACAUUCUUGUACUUGUUCAUGAAGGUCAUGCUUGAGGAAUUCAGUCUUCGUUAAUUUUGAUAUGAAAUUAUCUGAUCACCAUCUCUAGAACUGACAUGUGGAUCAGAACUUUGAUAUUCACUAGAUUGCAACCCUUCUUUGAAUGUUGUGCAGUUCUAGGCAGUUUAAGCAUGUCAAAAUCUGCCCAUAAAUAGGCAUUUUAAACGUAUUUUUUAAAAAUUGGAUUCAUGGUGGAAGUGACAUGGAAAUACAGUGGUACCUGUUUACGAAUGAUUCGGUUUACGAACUCCGCAAAACCAGAAGCAAUGUCCUAGUUUGCGACAGGAGGCCUCAUUAGGGAAAGCGCACCUUGGUUUAAGAACAGUUUCGGUUUAGGAACGGAUUAAGUUCGUAAACUGAGAUACCACUGUAUGGGUAAAACCUGCAAAAAUGGCAUGAAUUGGAGAUAGACAGAUCCCCUUAUCCUUACUUUACACUUUUCUCCCUUUUAUUAUAGAGAGGUGUUUUAUGUUCCAGAAGAUAUGAUCAUAGCAGCAAAAUUUUAUUCUUCCAUACCUACAUGCGCAUUGCAUGUCGUAGACAAUGAUACAUUGGAAGAAAUGCCUCGGAUCUUUCUCAGGGUUGCACCCCAUCUUUAUACAAAGAAUAAGGUGAUAAAUACAAACAUCUUCAUAGUAAUUACAGUACUACUGUCUUACUAACAAAAUGAUACAAAGGACCUGUUACUACACACUGAUAUAAAUAACAAUUAUUUUCCCCAGGUACUGUGAAUGCAGCAACACAACCUGUAAUUCUUCAUAAUGUACAAGUCUUGAAUAUUGUAGGGCCAUUUUGGGGUAUACAGUAUUGCAUCAGCAGCAGCUAUAAUAUUUACUCUUUACUUACCAUUACUUAUUGUAUCAUAUUACUUGUGUUAAUAGCUAACAAAAUUAACUUUAAUUUCAGAGAGGAUAUACUUUUAUGGCUGAAGUUCAAACUGGUGAGUCACCAGUGUUGGCUGGGAAAUGGAGGCUUCGACUCAUAGGUUCCUACAGUCCCCUUCCAGUUCUUUCUCGUGAGACUAUAAACAAUGUAUAUUCCAUUAAAGAAGUUAAGGACUAUUAUGUACCAAAUGCUAAGAAUAUUAUAUUCAGGUAAAAUUGAGGAAACAGCAAAGGUAUUUGCAUAUGUACCCUAUUUGAGUGUUCAUAUGUUACUUUGAGCAUAUUACUUACUGAAGCAUUAAUGAGUAGUAAUCAUAGAAUCAUAAGAUUUUAGAGUUGGAAGGGACUGUGAGUGUCAUUCUAGUCCAACCCCCACAAUGCAUGAUUAUUUUUGUCAAAUGUGGGGCUUAAACCCACAAGAUUAAGUCUUAUGCUCUGGCUAACUGAGCUGUCCCAGUAAUGCUUUUGUAUCUUUCCCCAAAUGCACCUCGUUGGGCAUUCUAAAAUGCUGGGUCAAGUCCUGGUCUUUCUGAAAGUCAGACAUGAAAGUUGUUUUUCUAUCUCACAUUCAUCUCAAGACAUUUGCAUGAUCUAGGAAAUAAGGUUUAUAUUCUAAAAACAUGAAGGAGUAAACCACACUGAACUCAGUAGUGACUCACUUCUGUGCAAACAUGUAUGUGAUUGUUCCUAAGGUACUCAGGGCUUUGCACAGGCCUCUUUUUUAUCAUUUGUCUAAUGUUUGUUCAGAAAGUUUAUUGUAGUCAAUCUUGGCAUUUUAACUGCAGUUUCAUUUUGAUAACUGGUUUCCAUAGCAACAAAUGGACUGUUCUAAACAUAUGUCUUAACUUCCAUCUCAGAGCUUGCUGAGCUGGGGCUAGGCUGCCUUCUUGAAUAACAUUAUUUUAAGGAUUGAGAUCUUAGACUUGCUGAAAAUAAUAAAAUCUGCCUCAGUUAACUAUAUAUCUUUACUCCCCCUUCUCCUUCAGGUAUGCAGUAAAAGUAACAACACCACUUAUGGCUACUGUGCAAGUACAGACCUCCAAGCCAGAUGUAAUCAUUAAAGUGCAAGUUCUGGACUCUGAGGAAGAAAUGGUGCACUCUGUUGGGAAGGGUCAUGCUGUUGUUCCUGCGUUUUAUUUCAUAUCUAAUGAGCGGCCUCUAAGUAGCAUGUGUAAGUAUGGUAAACUGAAUUGCUAUGAUUAUUGUGGACAAAGAGACUGCCAAUAUAUUUGCAUGUGCACCUGCCUUAAUAACUACGUUAAUAAUUUGUGGCAUACGCUAAGACCUCAUUUAAGGAUUACUGACUUUGCUUUGUCGUGCUUGCUGCUGAGUGAUCAGGCUUGCAUAUUUUGAAUCGGUUUCUGGCAUAUAGACCAUCAGACCAUGCAGAAUGGGUAUACCAUUCCUUGUCAAGUGAAUCAAAUUCUGUUUCCCCUCAAAUUACCCUACAGUGGUAAGUUAGGUGUUCCAAGAGAGCCAUACACCACAUCUAUUUGGGCAUUGUCUCUAGAGAUUUCCACUAGGGUGCUAUUAGGAGUCUCACAGCAGCUAAUAGCAGGAAUAGCAAAGUGAUACUUUCUCAUUCUGACAGUUAAGCUUUACUUAGAACUAACAAGCUUCCAAUCAAGCAAUUAUUUUGCCAAGACUAAUCGACAUUUAUAAGCUCCUUAUAAACAGUUCUGAGCUGUUUUUCUGGAUUAAUUAUUAUUCAGACGUGCAUUAUUCAAAAGAAUAAAGAGCAAAGAGACCAAAUUCCAUUUUAAAAUAUGAAUUAUUCAACUUAAAGGAGUGUGUGUGUAUGUGUGUGUGUGUGUGUGUGUGUGACCACCAAUUUCCAUAUGGGCCUGCCUGUUCACUGAAAUAUUAUUUGGGACGUUCUGCUAUUAUAAAUUUAGUGGGUGAAAAACAGUUUGGGCCUUUUUGGUGGUGGUACCUAAUUAUUACAUGCUGUCUUUGAAGAGACUUGGCUCUCUCAAUUAGGUGUCAGUUGAAGACUUCUUAUUUUUUCAUUGCAUUUAUAUAGGUAUUUUAUCUAAUUUUUAUACUGUUUGAUAUCAGCAUUUUGGAAGUUGUGGUUAUCUGUAUUUUAGUAUUAUAUUAUUUAUUUUACUAUAUUUUAAAAUUCCCUGGGAAGGUUUAUGAAGGUUGGGCUGUAAAUCCUUAGAAAGAGUCAGUAGAUAAGUAGGUAAAGCAGGAGAAGGAGAGAAUUACAGAAGUAGAUAUAAAAUUGAAAUUAGUAAGACAAAUGACUAAAUGCUAAAAUACUCUUUAAAAUGUUAUUGCCUCUUCCAGCAACAUCAAGUAAAGGUGGAGUUGCCCAAAGCACUCCCAAAAAGGAACCUGAAGUAGUUGCAGUCUCUAAGAAAAAAGGUACUGUGGCAGCUCAGAAGAAUGUCAAGUCUGCAGCCAAGAUGUCACAGGAAGGCCCAACUUCAACAGAAGAAGAAACUGUUGUUACCCCUGUUCUUGAUGAAAAUUUAUUUCAGCAGGUGAGAGAUCUUAAAUAUAUUUGUGGAGGAAUUUUGAGAAUAAUUCCUACUACAUUGCUUCUUAGUGUAAUAAACAUUGUAUCCUAAAGUUCCUGUGGAAGGUUGAACAAAGCAGUUCCCCAGGAGUGAACUCUUAGGUAUCGUGUUUCCUAAGGGGAGCGUUAUCUAAAACAAGAAGAUGAAAACAAGGUUCAGGUAAUUCAAGAUUCCUGCUAAAUGUGGGUUUGGAAUUAGAUGAAAAGGAAGAACAGAACGCUUUGUGCAAAACAGAACAAGGCACCACCAGCAGUGGGGUUAUCUUGCCAAGCCGCCACUCUAGCUUGUUAAAAUGGUACUUUUGUUCUUCCCAGGGCUACUGAAUGGCCAAAUGGAGGCACAUACUUGUGGUGGCUGUAUUCAGGUGUAACACAAUACACAAAGUGCAACAAGCUGAAUAAUAAUAACUGUAAACAUUUUAUUGGUUAUUUCCUAAUGUAAAGGUCUAGCCCAGUAUGUGCAACAUAUACAGUUCAUAUGUACGGUAUAUAACCUAUGAGACUAAUUACAAUAUUAAUACAUUUCUUCUUUACUUAUCUUUUCUUAUUGUUUCUCCUUAUAAGUUCCUGUAUAACACAAUCCUUAGGCUUUCUUAUUGUUUGUUCCUGUAAGUUUCUGUAUAACACAAUCCUUAGGUGAAAAUAGAAAAGUCCUCAAGGUAAUGAGAACAACACAGCUGAUGUAGACUGCUGGCACUAGCUGGCUGGUGCAGCUGCAAACUGCUAACUUGGGCAGAACAAGGUUUCCGGAUAUCUCCCUUGUUUCACCCCGAAGGGCUUCCUCAGCUGAUAUUAAAUCUAUACAAUAUAAAUAAACACAUGGUAAUACAGUGGUACCUCGGGUUACAUACGCUUCAGGUUACAUACGCUUCAGGUUACAGACUCCGCUAACCCAGAAAUAGUACCUCGGGUUAAGAACGUUGCUUCAGGAUGAGAACAGAAAUUGUGCUCUGGUGGUGCGGCGGCAGCAGGAGGCCCCAUUAGCUAAAGUGGUGCUUCAGGUUAAGAACAGUUUCAGGUUAAAAACGGACCUCCAGAACAAAUUAAGUACUUAACCCGAGGUACCACUGUAAAUGAAAUUUGGAACUUACCAGCGUAGCAUGAGGGUAGACGAAGAUGAUGUCAGUCCUGCACACUGCAGUUGGGCCCAGUACCUGGUUCAGCAGCUGUGAAGUGGUGCCAUCAACUUGUCUCUCCUCUGAUAGCACUUGUGAGAGCCUUGUAGCACACUUAGGUGGAUGAACAGUUUAUUACUGAAUUUCUGCUAGAACGGAUGCAAGACCUGAAACAAUUCUCAACUAGCAUAUUCUCUUCUACCACAGCAUCUUUCUCAGAUGUAACAGGGAUAAAUUAUACCUUUAGAGAGCAUCAAUUAUAGCCAAUUACUCACAUCUAGAACAUAAUGAAGAUUACUGUAUUUUCAUCAAGAUGUGAUUUUUUUUUUUUAAGGGACAAAGCCUUUAUAAUUCAGGAAGUGAAACUGUUACGUAAUGUAUGCUAGAGAGGUAUACUCCGGAACGAAUUAAGUACCGUAUUUUGUGCUCUAUAACACGCACCCAACCAUAACACGCACGUAGUUUUUAGAGGAGGGAAAUCCGUAGGCAUGCCACCUGUAGGCAUUCCCUCCAUAACACGCACAGACAUUUUCCCUUACUUUUUAGGAGGAAAAAAGUGAGUGUUAUGGUGCAGAAAAUACGGUACUUAACCCGAGGUACCACUGUACAAUAUUUGGUAUCCAAGGUACAUGUUCAUAUUAUAAUGUAUUGAUGCUUAUGUUUGUAAUAAGCUGCAGAUUGUUUGGAGACCUCUGUGUAACAAGCGACUAACAACUCGAAUAUAUAAGUAAUAUGUGCAAGUUUACCUGUAACAGAGAGGGCAGCUUUUGUAUGUCAUGGUUUGCUUCCUCUCUUGUGCUGACCCAUGCCUUUGCUGGGCACGGUCACCUGCAGAGCGAACCUGUAGGAAACAAGGAGUUAAGGGGCAUGCUCAAGUUGUCAAAGAGGCAGCCCAGUAAUGCCUUGGGGUGUGCUCUGGCUUUCCUUGCAGGCAGCAAUAGGGCACUGAAUCCGCUCUUUCUCUUCUGCUCCUCCAAACCAAGCCCCCUUGUCUGGGGCAUAUAGUUGGGCAAACCCCAUCAUGGUAUUUCCUGCCUCUUUUACCCAUAAUCCCAUUCCAUUUCUGCAUUAAUUUGUGCAUUUCUAAAAAUUAUUCAAAAAGUCAUUUCAAUAUACAUAUUUAAGUGCAUAUUUUGAUACUAAACAGCCUAGAACUGAAUCUUAGCAUUCAGAGAAGUGAAAGAACUGGUGGCUAGUUAAGUUUCAACCUGCAUUUCAGUCUGAGAGGUUUAGAUCAGGUUGUUUUGUACAGGAAUUCAACACAUUCAGAUUCUUCAGGCACCUUUUUUUGACCCUUCUUUCCUUCCCUACAGAAAUCCAAGAUAGCAGUCAAGGGGGUGAUGGCUAAAAGCAAGGUUUUUAAAAAUUUUAAAAUAAGAAGCUGUGAUUAUUUCUGAAAAAAGUAAUUUACUGCAUUUGGCUUUUACAGCCUCACAAGUAUAUUAUACAAGCCUCAGUGUUGCAUAAUAGUUGGCCACUUACUGAGAACCAAUUGGUAUUUGUUCAGGCACUGAGAGAACUGGAAAAAAAUGAAAUCAAAGGUGAGUGAGUGACUUUGCUACAUGCUUAUUUUUUUAUUGAAAUGCAUCAUAACAAACACCAAUUUCUUUGAUUUCAGUUAGCUAAUUAUGUAACUUACAUUUAACAGAAUUGUAUGAGAACUUACAAAUAGCAAAUUAUUUCUCAUAAAUGCCUUUAAUACCACCCUGAGAACGUUUUUACUGAAUGGUAGCACAAAACUUUAUUAAAUAGAGAGAGAGAGGUCAAACCAGAAAAAAUCAAUUAUAUUCAAGUCCAUUAAAACUAUGGUGCUUAAGUUUCAGGGCAAUCCUAUGCAUUUUUACUCUGAAAUAUGUGCCAUGAAUUUCAAUGGGACAUUCUUCCUAGUAGGUGGUUUUAGGAAUUCAAUAAGUCUGGAGUACAAAUUUCUCUGGGAGUAGCUUUUUUCUUCUUUAGUAUGCUAGUGUACCUUUUUACCUCUCUUACACCAAGACAUUAGAAACAGUGUACUGAAAUGAACAAAUAUGAACAUACAGUUGAAGAUGAACUGUUGCUCUGAUACUACGAGAAUGAUGUCACAAUUUAUUUAUUUAUUUAUUAGGUCUUAUUUUUCCAGCUUCUGCUUUGGAGUGCCAUUUGUUUUGAAUUAUGCCCCCAAAUGAUAACUUUUUUACUAUCCUUUAUAAUGAUUGAAAUAAUUAUGCAUGUCAAAGGAUAUGAAACUGGGUUUUUUUAGGUGAUGAUGGUUCUAUCCAGGGCUGAGUGUGGCCAGCCCUAUUUCCCUUGUGGCUGAAGCUAUUGAAAGAAGCUGUUGCCUGUGCUUUUUAUUUAAUUAUUUAUUUAAUUUUCUGUGUACAAUGGACUGUGUGUUCCACAUGGGUCUGUGUGGGAUCAGCUGGCCAGCCCACCUUCCUUGUGACUGACUGUUCUUAAGACCACUCACUGUUAUCCAACUAACUGUUCUUAAGUUCUAAGUUGUUGCUGUUGUUUAGUCGUUUAGUCGUGUCCGACUCUUCGUGACCCCAUGGACCAGAGCACACCAGGCACUCCUGUCUUCCACUGCCUCCCGCAGUUUGGUCAAACUCAUGCUGGUAGCUUCAAGAACACUGUCCAACCAUCUCAUCCUCUGUCGUCCCCUUCUCCUUGUGCCCUCCAUCUUUCCCAACGUCAUGGUCUUUUCCAGGGAGUCUUCUCUUCUCAUGAGGUGGCCAGAGUAUUGGAGCCUCAGCUUCAGGAUCUGUCCUCCCAGUGAGCACUCAGGGCUGAUUUCCUUAAGAAUGGAUAGGUUUGAUCUUGCAGUCCAUGCGAUUCUCAAGAGUCUCCUCCAGCACCAUAAUUCAAAAGCAUCAAUUCUUCGGUGAUCAGCCUUCUUUAUGGUCCAGCUCUCACUUCCAUACAUCACUACUGGGGAAACCAUAGCUUUAACUAUACGGACCUUGGUCGGCAAGGUGAUGUCUCUGCUUUUUAAGAUGCUGUCUAGGUUUGUCAUUCCUUUUCUCCCAAGAAGAUCUAUGUUACUUUUUGUUUAUUUAAAAUACCUCCUGAAAGUCUAUCAUUAUAUUAACUUGGAAAAGUAGUAGUAGUGUUUUGAGUGUGAAAGCAUCCAUUUUCAGAAAGAGGCUGUGAAGAAGAGUUGCAGACAUGCUGGAUGUAGUCAAAAUUAUUUUUUAUUCAAAGAUGCUGAUACAGUCCUGCAUCAAAAGAACAUGUCACUUGAUAAUUUCCAGAAAACGCUAUUGUGUAAAUGGAAAAAUAGAAAACCACUUCUAUAAGCUUUCAUCUCUCAUCCUAAUAUUUCAUAAUUUAAGACAACAGUGCCAUCUAGGGUAGAUUUUAGUGUCCAAAUUAAGUAGCUAGGACAGAACAUUUUACUUUUAAAGUGAAAUUUACAGCAGUUUGUCAUAAAUAAGGGAGAGUGCAUAAUUUUAAAGACCUGUUUCCUAAAAAUAAACUCUUCGGUAACAAACAAUUAUGUAGCUCCAGAAGCAUAAAUGGAAAGCAUAAAUAAAUACUACAAUGAAAUUUACACAGCACGUCCUACUGAAAAACAUGAAGAAAGUGUAAGUGUCCUAAGUCCAGACAUUCACAGCAACAUGGAAGGACAAAAAUCUGCAGGCUCUUCCAAAGGAGGUCGAAAAGUGAAGGAGAAAACAACUGAGAAGGCAGAAAAAGCUGCUAAAGAAAAACCCGUAACUGUUGUUAGGCCCGAAUCACAGGUAAUAAUAAAUAUACAAGUUCAUAAAGUGAAUUUUCAGAUGUUCUGAAUUAUGUUGUAUAGGGUAAAUUUCAUCUUUAUUUUUCCAGGAGUGAAGGGGAAAGUAGUAAAAAAAAUGUAAUAUGUUCACUCUCUAGUGCUGUGGCUGAAACACACACUGUAUUGUGCUAUAUUUCAGCUCUGCCUGGGUAGGCAGCUGUCUUGAGAUCCUGUAUAAUUGAAUGGCAUGCAAAUUGAAUUGAAUUCAAAUUCUAUUUGAAUUUGCUGGAGCAAUGAAAUAUUAAUAUCAGUCGCAAUUUGCAUCACUAAUGUCACAGUUGUGACAACUGAGAGGUUUCACAACUUGUUCUGCCCCUCAUACACAUUUCAUUCACAUCUUCCACUAUUAUAAUUAUCAUUGUCUUUAUUUUAAUGACCCUUUAUUUAAUGACCCUUAAUAGUUUUUGAUUCCCCUUCCUCUACACCUCCACUUGAGGGUGGAAAUACAUUGCCACACUUUUUAGGGUGUUCUCUUCUGUCUAUCUACUUGGAUCAACUCAAGUGGCCUCUCUUGUUUAUUUUCAUUAACUUGUUUCCAUCCACAUUUCUUCAUUUUACAUGGUGAUGGCCUAGAUAAGCCAAGUAAUACUAAUUAUCGACGAGAGCCACCUAGGCAACUUGGCAUCUUAGCUAUGGCAAAUAACAACUGUUAUGUACUCAAGUUCUCACCCUGGGCCAGCAGGGGGAUACUGUAGAUAGUUAUGCAAAUGAAGGCUCGAAAGUGACGUUCAGUGAUUGGAUAGUUUUAGAAAGUUGCAACAGUAACAAGGUACUGGAGCUCUAUAUAAACAGGCUGACUGAGCUCCUCAGUUCAGUUCUGUUCCAGCUUACAAAUAAAGAGCUGCUUUGGAAGAAUCGCUGUGUCGUCUGAUAUGUUCGCCCACAACUUAACAACAACCAUCGUCAGGUGACUGGACAUGGAAGCAAGCAUUUGUAAAUGGAAAAAGAGUCCCCCCCCCCCCUUCAGGCCAUUGAUGUGCUGCAAAUGAUUAGCUCCCAUGAUAAACAUAGUGCUACUCCAAGACUACUCAUAGUUUGGGUAGCAGAAUCACAUGCUCUCUUUCCUCCCCAGCAAUUACCCCAUUUGUACAAAUUUCUCUUGGCAGUCAUAUGCUAGCCAUGAAUAAGGGCUCUCCUGAACCACAGUUUAGAAACCGGGUUUUAAAACAACUCACAUUGGGGUUCACUUCAAAUCCAGCCCUCCAGUGACCCAUUACUGCUCUUGUCUGCUAAAGAAAAUAUUGACUGAAAGCAGCCUUUGCUGCAUGUGUGGGGGAAACAGACUAGUUUUGGGGAUGGUAACUCUUGUGGGUUCCCUUGCAAAGUUGAGCACACAUACGUCAAAUGAGACCAGAAGGUGGUAUUUGGCAUUCUUUGACAAUAAGAGUCUAUCACGGACAGUGCUUCUCGAUAAUGAAUUGGCUCUUUCAUUCAUUUGAGAGUUUCAAAGCAAUAUGUGCUCUUCUGAUUUUGCUUUGUGCAUUUCAUUUCCAGCAAUCUGAUCCUAACAAACCCUCCUGGAUCUUACGUCUAGUCAUUGAACAAAAUGAAAUAGAAGCACUGGAUUUGAGGAAAGACACUGAGAGAGCAGAUGAGAUCAAAGCUAUGAAGCAAGCAUGGGAGGCUGCGGAGCCAGGGAGAGCUGUUAAGGUAACCAGGGCUUAUCGUUUUACACAUGCAUUUAAAAUGAGUUCCGAGAUUCAGCAGGGUAGUGUGGAAAUGCCAACCAAAAAGUCAAAUCCCUGCAGAGAUUUUUCAGUAUCAAACUCCUGUUUGAAGAGUGAGUGCUGAGGCUGAACUGAGAGAUUGAUUUGAAUAAAUCACGGUAGGCAGCUAGGCAGUGAAAGCCCUGAAUUUUCAUCUAUGCUUUACAGUGCUGGCUGGUAACAUUCUGACUUGGUUAUGGCUGCAAUUUUUAACAUUGCUGUUUUCAUCACAGUAGCCAACAUGAGGUGGCUUACAAUGGGUGCAAUUAAAUUUUGUGCCAAAGCAAUUGCCCUCUCAGCAGAAGCGUUUCUCCUUGCCCACACAUGCCAGCUUCUGAAUAAGAUUUUUUUGGGGGGAGGGGGGAUGCACAGUGCAUGUGAUGUCAGGAUGUCGGAGGAUCUGGGCAGAGCUCAGCCCAGUGGCAGCACAGCUUCAGUGGCUGUGGCUUCUCCUGCUGCUGCCGCCACCGGCCUGGGGCUGCUUCCAGCCUCUUUCCCCUCCAUAGCAGGAGGAGGAAGAGGAGAAGGAGCCAUGGCUAUUGAGGCCACAUUGUGCCCGGCUCUGUGAUUUGGACUUGGGGGGGUGUUCAUCCCCUAGGAGAUGGCACCCCUGUGCUUGCCAGACGGAAUGAUUUCCCACCCCUCCCACUUUUCUAGGGGUUCUCCUGCUUCUUCCAAGCUGAUUUGGGAAGAGUGGGGAGCAAGGGAGUCCUACAGUGGGACACAUUGCUCAUUGCACUAGAUUCUGCUAGCACAACAACUUAGUUUAAUCCAGCCUAAUAUGUUUAAAAGACAAUACCAGUCACUGUUGGACUCAGAAUGCUGCAUUAGAUGGGCCUUUGAUCCAUUCCAGCAGGGCAUAUUUUAUGUUAAUAACUGAGCAUCAACAUGACUGCAAAAACAAAACAAGGUGUUUUUCUUUUAUAAGCAUUAAUCAUCUCCCAUUUUCAGUUGCUUUAAAAAAUAUUGUGCUUUAUUCAGUGCAUUUUCCAUGUACCCAGUUGUUUUUGUUAUUUAACAGCUCGUAGUCAAACAGCUUAAAAUUGCAUAAUUUAAGGAGAAAAUAUUGAUUUUUUGUUUCUGCUCCUGUCACUCCAAGCACUGCAGUUGAAUGUUGUGACAUGAGUCAUUUACCCAUGUGUGUGCUUUAAUUCAGUGACUCAUCAUUCAGUUGUCAGCCAGACCUCCAUCACUUAAUAAAAUAAUUAAGCCGCUCGGCUCAAAAUUUAAAUGAUACGUUCUCUUGGUGUGCAAUGAUAACAUGCUACUGUUGUACAGCUAGACCAAAUCUGAAGAGAUUGUUGUUUCGUAUGCCACUGCAAUUACAUGCAUGUGCCUAUGUUGCUAUGGUAACAUCAUAGGCAAUACAGGAAGCUGUCUUAUUACAUGUCAGGCUUUUUGACUAUCUAUCUGUUGCUUGCCCUAACAUUGACUAUGCGUGGUAUAUUGUGGCCAACUUACCAGCAGUGGCUCUAUUAUGGGGCAAUGGGCAAAGGAUUGGGUGAGAAAAUGCAAGCUUAUUUCUUUGCUUUUGUUCUCUAAGAUAGUAUUCAGCUCAAACACAAACUAAUGGUCAGACAGGGGAGAAGUGGGCAUGUAGCAGACAUGCAGUGAUUUAGACUUUCCUGUCUUUCUUAGAAAUGUUUUCAUAUAAGUGCCUCACAUGAAAUAGAUGUGGUCGUAGAUGCAGGGCCAUCUUUACCCGGGGUGUGGGGCACUCGGGCGCUGAAUUCUGGGGGGUGCCAAAUGUAUACCUACUGCUGUAUACUAGUCCCUCUCUAUUGGCAGUGAAAAGCAAUGCAGUGAAAGUCCCCGCCCCCCUCCUCUGUUGCUCUGCUACCCCGUAGCGUCAAAUAUUCUUGAUGAGUUAGGAAACAAAAGCAGCUUUUUCCACUGUGUUGUUGUUACAGGUGAGUGAUUUCCCCUACCAAAAAAAGCUCAAUAACUUUGAGUUUGCCCUUCCCAAAAAAAGCUCAAUAAAAGUUAAUUUGGAUUUUGGAUUCUGCUCCACUGCUCUCCUGUCUGAGAAGCCAGAUCCUCCCCCAUCCCAUCUGCAUGACAAUUAUUGAGAUCAUUUCUCUAAUUGUGACACAUUCUUUGUUGUUGAAAAUUUGUGCCUCCAAAAAAAGGUAAUCUCCUUUCCCCGAGUUCAACUUAUUUGAAGGGGGAAGGGAAUAAUAGCUUUCCAGAUUACUGUAAGAAAAAUGGCAUGAGUGGAAGAAAGGGAGUGACCACCUACUCAUUCUCCAUCACGGACAACAAGGUUGUGGAUGACCUUGCUUUGUAUUGCCUGGCUUUUUGUAGAUCUGCCUCAAGGACCGUUUUGUCAGUCAUUUCAAAAUUAUAAAAUAUAGGGGAGCAUUCCUGCCUGGCAACCUUUCCCUGGAGACUGUCAGCCAUGAAAGGACCUCCUUUUGGCAGGAUUUGAUUUGGAGCAAAUAGGCAUUCCAAGGCUACAGUGUGUUAAUUUGGACUCACAUUAUUGCAAUAAACAUCAAUAUUAUGUGGGAAAGGAAGGGAGGGUUUAAAAAUUGCUUCGCCAGUUGUUGCUGUAUAGAAGAACCCUAUUUCCCAAUGUCCCAAGACUGUUGCAAUGCCAACCCAACAACAAACAGGCCAAGCCAAUCUUGUUUGUUCACAUGUGAACUGGGAAUCAUAAACAAGAUGUUGGCUUUGGAAGCAUCUUCUAAACAGACUUGAGGGUGGGACAACUAUUAUAAUUGCUUUUAGAUAUCCAUGCUAGAUACAUGUUGGUAUUGAUAAAACCAAGAGGCUUUAAAUUCAUGUUGAUAGCCAGUGCUUACCAGUGCAUGGAUGCAUAGAAUUUUUAUGAUCCUAUUAAGCUUUUAGCCUAAAAUUCUGGCUUUUGCAUCUAUAAGAUUCAUGAAUUAUUGAAUAUAUCUUUUGCCAGUGAUAAAAAUGUUCCCAUAUAAAAAUGGCUUGAUAAUUAAUAUAGCAUGCAGUACUUCAAAUAUUUGCAAUAAAACUCUCUUUGCAGGCUGUUCAGGAGCGCAUGCAGUUUAUUAAUAAAUGUGCACGGAAAGGUUUAGUUGCGUCUGAGGCCGACAGUGUCAGCACUAGAGUGAGUUCAGGAGAAACAGGUAUGUAUAUGCCUACAUAAAUAGGGUUGCCAUAUUUUGAAGAGCAAAAAAGAGGAUGCUAUGAUGGAUAUAACAGCCACUCAAAGCAAAUAAAUGCAAUUUAUCUCAAAUUUUACCGCUGAAAGGUGUCCUGGAAAAAGAGGACACAUGGCAACCCUAAAAUAAUAUAAGCUUUCUUACCUAUGAAAACCUUGAAGAAACUGUUUUCAGGUGUAGGAUUUGUGGAAUGAAAUAGUAAUUUCUGUCUGCCAUAAAAUGGGUGUCAUUACCAACUAGGCUGUGUGGGUAAUAGGCAAAAUAUUCUUUACUUCUAUCAUAUGCUGCUUUUCAAGUCACUUCUGAAUAUACCUUGCUUUUGGAAUGCAUUUUAGCAAAAAUACUGCAGUCCAAACUAUUAUUAUUAUUUAUUAUUUAUUAAAUUUGUAUACCACCCUAUACCUGUAGAUCUCAGGGUGGUUCACAACAUAAACAACCAUGCUGCCCAGGCCCCUGAUCCAAGUCAGGGGCAGCAGCUUGGAGGAAAGAUGUUUCCCUCGCUAUGUUUUCCUAGUGGAAAUCCUCCUGGCAGUCUGACAUUUGGCCCAGGAGGGAGGCUGUUCUUUAUGUCCAUAUCAACUCCCCCCCCCCCCCCCCCCGGGAGCUUCACUGGCCAUUUUUGUUGGGAGAACAGCAUGGAAGGAAGGAUUAACAUCCACUGUGUGACUCCCAGUCAGAAGUCCUAAUGGCUCUUGUAUAUAUACACACACAUACUUAAUCAUGCACUUAAGAUAUCUGUCUUUCUGUCAAUUGCAUUUGUAUCAUUUAUGUAUUACUCAUACAACUAAGUUCUCUGGGCAGUUUACAUAAAUUACAAAAUAUAAUUCACAGUUGAAACACUUACACUGAAAUAAGAUAAGCUACAAAAACAAAAAAGCUGAGCAAAAAAGCAACUAAAGCAAGCAGAAACCUAGAAUUUAAAGUAGUUAAUACUAGCUUAAAAUCCCUUGCACAAAAGCUGAAGCACUCAAUGUAAUUUGUAAUUAUAAAAGGCCUGGAAAAACAAGGAGGUCUUCUGGGGAUUCAUAUGACAGCUAAAAAUGGGAAUUUAUUUAAAGACAAUUAUGAAAAGUGUUGGUUGGACAUUAAAAAGGAUUUAGAAAUAUGGACAAAUUUGAAGCUUUCCUUGUUAGGUCGAAUUGCUGCCAUUAAGAUGAAUGUAUUGCCAAGAAUGCUGUUUUUGUUUCAAUCGAUACAAAUAAUAGACAAAAUGGAUUGUUUUAAGAAGUGGCAGAGAGAUAUCUCUAAGUUUGUCUGGCAGGGCAAGAGGCCCAGGAUAAAAUUUAAAAUAUUGACUGAUGCUAAAGAAAGAGGGGGAUUUGCCCUGCCAGACUUUAAACUUUAUUAUGAAUCAGCAGCUUUCUGCUGGUUGAAGGAUUGGUUACUUCUGGAAAAUACUGAUGUUUUGGACUUAGAAGGUUUUAAUAAUGUGUUUGGGUGGCAUGCAUAUUUGUGGUAUGACAAGGUUAAAGCUCAUAAAAUAUUUAAAAACCAUAUUGUCAGGAAAGCAUUGUUCAAUGUCUGGAUAAGAUAUAAAGACUUAUUGGAGAAUAAAACCCCAAGGUGGCUAUCACCAAUGAAGGCAAAGGCCCUGAAAAAGUCCAAUAUGGAGGCCAAGUGGCCAAAAUAUUGGGAGAUCCUGGAACAAGAAGGAGAUAAAUUCAAAUUGCAGAGUUUUGAAAAACUAAAAGAUAGAGUGCGAGACUGGUUGCAUUAUUAUCAAAUAAGAGAGGUCUAUAAUUUGGAUAGAAAAAUUGGCUUCCAGGUGGAAAAAUCAAAGUUGGAAACAGAACUGCUAGAUCCCAAAACUAAAACACUUUCAAGAAUGUAUAACUUGCUGCUAAAAUGGAAUACUCAGGAUGAAACGGUAAAAUCUGCUAUGAUUAAAUGGGCACAGGAUGUUGGACACAACAUUAUGUUUGCUGACUGGGAACGGUUAUGGACCACAGGUACGAAGUUUACAGCAUGUAAUGCUUUAAAAGAGAAUAUAAUGAAAAUGGUGUACAGGUGGUACAUGACCCCAGUCAAGCUUGCAAAAAUCUACCAUUUGCCCGAUAAUAAAUGUUGGAAAUGUAAUGAAACUGAAGGUACAUUCUUUCACCUUUGGUGGACGUGCCUAAAGAUUAAGGCCUUCUGGGAAAGGAUAUAUAAUGAGUUGAAAAAGGUAUUUAAGUAUACCUUCUUAAAGAAACCAGAGGCCUUUCUCCUGGGCAUUGUUGGCCAAUUGGUGCCAAAGAAAGAUAGAACUUUCUUUAUGUAUGCAACAGCAGCAGCAAGGAUACUUAUCGCAAAGUAUUGGAAGACACAAGACUUACCCACUCUGGAAGAAUGGCAGAUGAAGGUAAUCGAUUAUAUGGAAUUGGCGGAAAUGACUGGCAGAAUCCGUGACCAGGGAGAAGAGUCGGUGGAAGAAGAUUGGAAGAAAUUUAAAGACUAUCUACAGAAAUACUAUAAAAUUAAUGAAUGUUAAAUUGAGGUCUGAUUGAAAAUAACUGGUAUUGGCAAAAGCCUUGCGUUUAAGAGCAUGGAAUAUUUGAUUGAUAAGGUUGUAAAAAUAUCUAUAUAUAAAUAGAUUAAGUUUCUUGAGUUAAGAUAAAGGAAGGAGGGUAAGGAUUUGCUGAAAGGAGUUUUUAAAUGGAAAUACAAGUGGGGAGGUGUGGGGAAGUCAAAGAACCAAGGAAAGAUAAGAAGGUUAAAUGAGAGUAUAAAUUUUUAAAUUUUUCUGUUUCUUUUUUUUUUCUCUUUUUUCUUUCUUUUUUAUGGUUAUUGUUAUUUUUUGUUUUCCUUUUGUCACUGUUAUUGUUGUUUUUUGUCUUUGAAAUUUUGUAUUUUUGUAUGUUUUGGAAUCUUUGUAAAACCAAUAAAUAUUAUAUUAAAAAAAAAAAAAGAAAGAAAAAGAAAAAAAAGAAAAGAAAAACAAGGAGGUCUUCUUCUGGUGUCAUAAAGACCAUAGUGAAGUGCCAGGCAAGCUUUUGGGGGGCGGGGGAGACAUCUCAUAAAUGGGGAGAUACCACCACCUUUCCCUCGUAGCUGUUUUUUCUCACUUAAUUAGGUAGGAAACCUGGAGGAAGGCUUCCAAGGAAGUUGCAGGGUCUGGACAGAUAUGUAUGAGGGAUGGUGAACUGUCAGGUAACCCAGCCCUAAGUCAUUUUAGGGAUUUAGAGGUUAAACCCAGCACUUUGUAUUGGUCCCAAAAACAUAGCUGUCAACGUUUUCCUUUUUUAAGGGAAAUUCCCUUAUUCCGAAUAGUAUUCCUUGCAGGAAAAGGGAUAAGUUGACAGCUAUGCCCAGAAAUGGAGUGGAAGCCAGCUAAUUAAGUCUGUAGCCUAGUGAUUGGAAGGAUAUAGGAAAUAUGGCACAAGGAUAAAGGUUUACACCUUGCUGUGCAGCCAGGGAUAUCAUACAUAGAUAGACAUGGUCUGGAGGUGCAGUUUCAUUCAGAUGGGUAAAAAAUUGUUAGCUUUGACAGUACUGACAAUAUGUUUCUAUAGACUGGGAUAGAGCCCAAGCUCUUCUACCAGGCAGCAGUUCGGUUUGGGUAAAGGUGACUUCACUGGCCAUCUGAUCAUCAUGUCAGUUUGCAAAUAUACAUGCUGGUGCAUAUUUAUAUCUUUGGAUCAGGUCAAUAUAUUGUUAGGAUAUUUCCGUUCCACCUUAAAAGGGAGCAGGCUUUGUGAGUCACAGAGUCUGCAUAUUUCCUGUUCACAGGAUGUUUCUGUUGUGUCUUUGCUUUCGUUUCUCUCUCUGUGCCUGAACACUGAAGCAGGCAGUCAUGUUUUUCUUUGUUCUGACCAACGCUGAAUAAACUUGUAAAUAAUACUCUCCUGCGUGCAUCUUUCGCUGUGCAUUAUCUGCUGAUAGAGCGUGCACGAGUUCUGGAAUGUGGCAGGCUAUUUCUGGAGCUCGUGUCGCUAACUGCUGAUACUGCGUGUCUACGGGAGAUUGAUGGACGUCCAGAGACGGCUUGGGGGCCAUGAUGGACUUUGUCUCCCUGGCAGUAUCCCAACAUAUAUAACUAUCAUGUCUGGGAUAAUAUGGUACUAAAGUUUUGACCAGUUUCUCUUUUCUGGCCAGGGACUGCUUCUCCUGUUUCUGAACUAGUGGUGUCCCCUGCUGGAGUAGUUGCUGAAACGCAGCGGAAGGAACCUUUAGACCUCUCUCCCUAUAUUAGGUAAAUUGCAGCAAGUGUUUAAAGUUUGGUUACAACAUAUAUAUUUUUAAAUGUGUAAAAGUUAAGAAAUGUAGGGUUGCCAUAUUUCAAACAGUAACGGAAAAGUUGUUGAGCUUUUUGUUUUUGUUUUGCAAAAAAAUGACUUUGAUGGAAGUUCGGCAAAAUUGACACCGCCAACAUGGGUUGCCAUACAUCUUGAAGGUUUUAUCGAUUUCCACCUGGACACUGUUGCCAAAUGCAGUAUUCCAUAUAUGGCCAGGAAAUUCCAGACAAAAGGCAACCCUAAGAAAUAUUUUAAAGUACUCAUCUAGCUCCUAUGGUUAGUUGUAUCCCAUGAAGUUAUCCCAUUAGCAGAAGAACUCCCACUUGUGUGAGGGCACUUCCCCUCUAGAGGGCUGAGAACACAACAUGCACUUGAAAAGUUCAUUCCGCUCAAUCAAAAGUCCUUUUGCGAAAAGGAUGGCUUUCUCGGAUACAGACCUUUAUAUGCCUUUAUAUUUAGCAGUACACCAUGUUGUCUCAUUUGUGCCUAGUCCCAUUGUCUAAGCAUGUCCUGCUCCCAAAGCUAUGGAGAUGGAGUGGAUCUGGAUCUCAGCACCCUGAAAUCAAUUCUAACUAAGCAGCACAUCAAAGGGAACUAUUUAAUCUCUGCUUUACCCACAGAAAAACACUACCUGAACCUGUCUUGAAAAAUGAAGCUAUUAUUCAAGAGCAAGAGAUGCGUAAGGCAGAAGAAAUAAAUCAUUUUAGACAAUUUCGAGAGAUGGUUGGAGAACACAGAGGGCAAGAACACAUGGCUAGGAAUCGGUUGAAGCAAAAUGUACUUGAUAUGUAUGACAGUCUUCAGGUAAGUAUGCAUAAUUCUGCUAAUCAUUUGAAUAAAUGUCUUAUUUAUUUAUUUAUUUAUUUAUGCUUACCUGUUACGUUUUUGCUUGGUUCAUAUUUUUCCUGAUUUCCUUUCACUUCCUUUUCUUCCUUUUCUUUCUUUUUUAUCAUCAAUCCAAAUUUGGUAUGCUGAGGAUGGAGAGGAAGUACAACAUGCAGUUAUAGUGACCAGACAUUGCAAUAACAUGAUCCUGUGCAUGUUUACUCAGAGAAGUCCUGCUGGGUUCAAUGGGGCUUGCUCCCUAGGCAGUUUCUUUAGUAUUGCUCCUUAGAGUUAUGUAUGAACAAGCAGCCCCUAGACACACAUCUUUAAAAAACCUUCAGUAUAAUACAUCUGUGUGGUCAUUAGAAAAAUAAAAACUUUGUGAGAAAAUAUACAUGAGCUCUAGGUAACUAAAAUAUUCAUGCUUUUAUAAAAGUUGUGCAACCCACAGUAUUGAAGAGAUAAUACUUAGGAUUUUUUAUUACAGUACCUUCUAUGCUACUACAGACUUCUGGGAAAUAACAUCUUGUAAUAAUUUGGAAAUCAAACAAAUUGCAUACACAUUUGAUGUGUCUUAUACUUUAGAACAUUUGUUGCGUUUUAACAUUCUUGUAUCAAGAUGCAGAAUUUUUCCAUAGGUAGAAAAGGCCUGGUGUCAGAUAAUACGUAAGGAAUUCAUUGUGUAAGGAAUUUUCUUGGUUGUGAAGUAAGCGUUCAGAAUUUUAGAACACUGAAAUCUGCUCAAAAUAUUUGGUUGUUGUUUUAGGUAUACAUCCAAGAUUUAUAAGUAUACACUUGAAAAGGUAAAUGAUAGUUUCUCCCAUUUGAUAUAAUUAAACAAAACUGACAAUUAAGCCAUGUAAUUGAGAAAAGGAAAGGACUCACAUAUUUAUGGAAUAAAUGAAGUACUUAAAAUAUUACUAGAAAGGCACUAGAUUUAUUAUAUACCUAUAGGUUUAAUUUUGAAUAGAGUGGAUGUGUUUGUCUUUGGAUAGGCAUCCUUAGAUGAAGCACGAGGCAGGGUGCUCAGCGUCCGGGAAGCAUACAGAGCUAAGCUAUUAGAAGCUGAGCGCUUAAGAUUAGAAGCACUAGCAGCUGAAGAAGCCGCUCUUCGAGCAGAGCAAGAAAAGAAAACCCCAGAUGUGCAGAAGAAAAAAAAGGGAGGAGGAAAAGGAGGGAAAGGAGGGAAGAAAAAGUAAAUUUGCUUGAAAUAGAAGCUGGGUAAACCUCCUUACUGGUCAGAAAAGAGCACCAGUUUUUGCAGUAUUUUGGAAUGCAAUUCUGUCUUUUUUCCAAGUGUUAUUUUUGAAAUCCAUUUGUAAUCUUUAAAUGAUAUUGAUUUUAAAAUUGUAACUGUAUGCCAUUACUUUGGCAUUAUAUUUUUAUGCUUUAACUGCAAUAAAUGUUUGCAACA